Messenger RNA from Podarcis lilfordi (Lilford's wall lizard), 85052 nucleotides. The record is from the annotation of a GenBank genome assembly. Lineage: Eukaryota; Metazoa; Chordata; Lepidosauria; Squamata; Lacertidae.
AUGCUGGACCUUGUUUCACAGUCCAUAGUCAGUUCAUACUACAGGUAUGCGGUAGAGCAUUUGCUUUGAGUGUAGAAGGUCCCAAGUUUCACCCUCAACAUCUUAAGGUCGGACUUUGAAAGACUUCCUGCCUGAAACACUGGAAAGCCACUGUCAGGGCUUAUCCAUACUUACUUUUCUGAAUCAGAGUGAACAUCAACCCAUGGAAAACCCAAAUUGACGUUUUCUCCAAUUCAGCUUUAAAGAGCAGGGGAAAGCUCAGGGCAACAAAUAUAUGAAAAAUAAAAUAAAAUUGCUUGGACGUGGAGCAUUUUAGCUCAGACCUCUGCCUGGGCAGGGCAGGGCAAAAGUCAAUGUGUGGCUAAACCCCCAGUAGAUAACGCUGAACUAUGCGACACUGUUUUAAGGCAGCUUCCGAUGUUCCUUGCUGGCUGCACCUAUUGGGCCUUGUUGGAAACUGCAGAAGGGUUCAGGUUCUCAGGUCGUGUUUGCAGAAUUCCCAAAGCCACCUGGUUGGUCACUGUGAGAAAAGGAUGCAGGACCAGGUGGGCCUUUGGCCUGAUUCAACAGGCUUUUCUUAAGUUCUUACGUGCCUAUAAAAUGUGUUGAAAUAUCAGCUGUCACAGAGAAGUAUGAAAUGCAUGCUCGGCUCUUAGGCUUUAAAGGAAAGGCCUUUGUGAUUCUUUAAACAGCUUCAUUCUUUCAGUAGGAUUAAAUGGAUGAAACUAUUCCUUCAUAAUUUACAUCACUCCGUGAUUCUUUUCUCUCUUUUUAGUUUAGUUGGUUAAAUGUUUGAAAAUGCUCCCAAAAUUAUUCAGACCAUGAGUGAUUUACCACAUCACAGAAUGCUAAGUUUUGUUUUUUAAAACAUAUUACAGUGGUAAUAUGUUAGUUGGAGAGGUAAUAAAAUGUAGGGAAGAAAGCAUGAAUUAUAUUUGUGUAAGGCAUAGCUGGAAAAUGAAAAGUAAAAUACACAAAUUUCAGCAUCCGUUCUCUCCACUUCUUGUCUGUCCUUGUUCUGGACAACACUUUGCUCUUUCCCAAAGAAUCUAAACAAACAAAAGAUCUCACAAUGUAGGGAUACAGUGGUACCUCUGGUUAUGAACUUAAUUCGUUCCGGAGGUCCGUUCUUAACCUGAAACCGUUCUUAUCCUGAGGUGUGCUUUUGCUAAUGGGGCCUCCCACUCCGGCGCACGAUUUCUGUUCGCAUCCUGGGGCAAAGUUCACAACCAGGAGCAGCUACUUCCAGGUAAGCGGAGUUCAUAACCUGAAGCGUUUGUAACCAGAGGUACCACUGUACACAUUUCUUAGCUGAUACAGGCAGUAGAUAAAGACAGCAUGUGCUGAUCGUUCUUGCAGUGGAUCAGCUGCUCAAGUAUGGCAUUUUGAGGGAAAAAACACAAGUCUCUAUUAAAUAGACUGCCACAGUGCUGAGUCACUGUAUUGAUUAGUGCAGUUUCACUGGGGAAAAUAUCCCUUGCAUAAUGACUUCAAAACAAGGCAGUACUAAAACACUGACCUUAUUUGGUUUGCUUAGUCUCCCCAACAUAGUCUGCAGGAUUUAUUUGCUUUGUGAUCUGUGUGUUGUUCUUUACACAGAAGAUUGAUGCAGCCAGGUUGGUAAUAUUUCCACCUUAGGGCACCCAUAGUCUUGUUUCCCCCACUGUUGCAAUAAGACUUACAAUAAACAUGGUUUAUUCUGGCACAAGAGGGAAGGAAAUUUGCAGGAAAGAUAAAAGUGUAUUUAGGUUGGGGAGCAUUUAGGUUCUGGUUUAGUCACCACUCAAUAUUCACUCAGCAGAGCUGGAUGAAGAGUUCUGCCAAAGAAAUUUUAACCCAGUCGUGCACAUCAGUUCUGGGGUUUGUAAUUUCUCAUCUUCUGUCCAUUUCUGUUAGUUACAAAAGAGGACAGCCAGAGCUGUAGGGUGAAAAUAUGUCAGGUAUUGCGCAAGAGAUGGCUGAAAACAGGCACAUGUGUCGUACUUUAUUUUUUUUUUUUAAUUUUAAGUUAUUUUAAGUAGCAGGCAUAGAAAAACAAACUGAUAGAAUAAGCAAUUAAGGUUAAUGAAAAAUACCUGUAGCAGUUAACUGCCAAGCUGUUAUUUCUUUUCAUAUGCAAAUAUAACUGAAGGUUGUUGUAGAUACCGAAGGAAUAAAUCUUUUCAAUGAUCCUGUAAGCAAAGUAACAUUUUAUGAUUGAAGAUCAGACCAACAGCUCCCAUGGUUUUCCAUGGGAUGUAGAGAAAUGUCUGUGUGUCUUAUGCAGCACACAGAACUGGCCAAACUUCAGUGGGAUGGUGCCUUGAAUUUUAUAGGCCAAGCUCUUGUGCAGGUGGUUUCAUGGAGUAAGCUUUUGGCUAGGACUAUAAAAUAUGUGGAAUAGUAUCCACCUUGAAGGACUGACUCAUAACCAUUACCAGAGGCUAGCAAGAGGCACCUGAACAACUGAUCAUACUGAACUGUUCUGUGUUUUCAGGAUCUUAUAUCUGGUAAAAUAUACCUUGUGCUCUCGCCAAGCAGUGGCCUAGGUGUAGAGGGACCCUGAGUUUUCUUUGCAUAAGUAACCUGUUUGUGAUGGUUCCAGCACAGGUUUCAUCAUACCCUGUUAGAAGGCAUAACUAAGCAGCUGCAUGCUUGGAACAAUGGAGAAAAGACUAUAGGUAUCUGCAGUCCUCAGGAAUUGGAUCUGAGUGCCAGUGGAACAGCAUGCCUGGUGCCUGGGCCUUCCCCAACUGCCUUCUGUGGGUCUGCCUUAGCUUUGACCUGGGUCAUGUUGUAAAAUUGCCGUAUUUUUCGCCCCAUAGGAUGCACCGCCCCAUAGGACGCACCUAGUUUUUUUGGGGGGGGCGAAAUAAAGGGGGAAAAAAUUAUUUCCCCCCCCCAGGCACGGGGCUGGCGCGGGGAAAGCCCGAGCUUCCCCCGACCCCAGCCCCCAGAAGAGGCUGCUGUCUGCAAGCCUUGCGAGCCCGGCGGGACCUCCUGCCGGGCGCUCAAGGUUUGCGGACACCUUCCCGAAGCACGGGGUAUCCUCCAGAGGGCACCCCAUGCUUCGGGCUGCAGGCUGCCGCCCCAAGCCUCUCGUGCCUGGCGGGACCUCCCGCCGGGCGCGGGAGGCUUGCGGACACCUUCCCGAAGCACGGGGCGUCCUCCGGAGGGCACCCCAUGCUUCGGGCUGCAGGCUGCCGCCCCAAGCCUCUCGCGACUGGCGGGACCUCCCGCCGGGCACGGGAGGCUUGCGGACACCUUCCCGAAGCACGGGGUGUCCUCCGGAGGGCACCCCGUGCUUCAGGAUGGAGGCUGCCGCCCCAAGCCUCGCACGCCUGCGGGAACUCCCCCGGGCUCGCAAGGCUUGCGGAUAGCUUCCUGAAGCCUGGAGAGCGAGAGGGGUUGGUGCGCACCGAUGCCUCUUGCUCUCCAGGCUUCAGGGAAAGCCUGCAUUCGCCCCAUACGACGCACACACAUUUCCCCUUAAUUUUUGGAGGGGAAAAAGUGCGUCCUCUAGGCUGAGAAAGACAGUACUAGCUUUCAUAAGCUUACAAGAUUCAGAAGCUUACAUGUUUCAAGAUUCUUAGUCGUGCUGGGAAAGUCUUGAAAAUAAAGCAAGCAAAUUAGAUUGUCAAAUACAGACUUGGAGAUUAUUAGCUCACAAGAAGUAAUGCUUAAAAUGCUGGGAAAUUGUGCUAUACUUGACAGUGUUUAAAUCAUGUUAUAAGUAUGUGAAUAACAAAAUGGAGUGGUAUGGAUAAAAUGUGUGUUAAAGCAGGAAAAUGAAAGUUGCUGUAGGAGUCGAGACUCCAUUUACCCUUUCCUAGUUUGCUGCUGAAACCUUUAAUUGUUUUUCUUAUCAGUAAUUCAUCUUACACUACAUCUCUGUAGAUAGAGUAGACAUCAAGAAAAAGGGGGAAAACAACUUUUAUAAGCCUUUGUCACUUUGCAACUGUAUUUGGUUGUAAAACAAUAAUUCUGUCUAAAAUAAUAAGAAGUUGGUUACAAAUUCUUGAGCAUAUUUCUGUUCUCUGCUGGCAGGCAGAUUUCUAAUUUUUGCCCUUCUCUUUAUCUAUGGUUGCCUUCAUCUUUGUAGCAAAGCUGUAGGCAUUUGCUAAAGUGAAGCCUUUCUUCCUGAGAAAAGUGAGACUUGAAGGACUGACCUUAUUGUAAUUUGUAUUCACUUGAAAUGACACAUCUUUCUUCUCGUGGAGUAAAGUCUUGUCUUGGGAGAAGAACGUAUGAAAUACUCAUUUUAAAAAGCCAAAAGGUUCCUGUGUUGGACCUGAGGUUAUAAUGAUCUUUAAAACAGACAAAGAGUCUUCAGUGCUUUGUGUACAUUUAUUAAAAUUCUCUCCACAAAGAUAGUUUCAAGUAAGAAUACUUACCAAGGUGCUUUUUGUUUCUGUUGUUAGCAAAUACUGAUUAUAGUGAUCAUGAAAUCUUCCUUUUUCCAUAUUGUGAGAUGAUACUUGUCAGAAAGUAGAGGUACUUGGGAUGAUGAGUGCUGGAAGGAUGUAAUUAACAAAUAGUUAGGUACUUUAUUAAUUUACCACAUGGUGAGCUCUAUGCCCUUGUUGCAUGGAGUUGUGAUAUUUUUCUGCUGGGUUUCAAAUUCAUUUUGGUAGGCUCCGAAAGGAUCUCAACAAUGAUGAUUGUAUCCUUGUUACACAUUUUAUAUUUUCAGAAUGUUUUCAUUGGUGAAGAUGGGUGACCUCAAAAGAGCACAGCUUGACUUUUAGAAGCCAUGCUGAGUUUGCAGAGCUAGUAGUUAGGAAAAUAAUAUCUUUGUCCUGUAAAUGAAGCAAGUUCACUUGGGUAGUCAUUGAUUUUCCAUAUUUUUUUCAUUUCAAAUUUUGCAGUCAUUCCAUAUAGUAGAAAUAUAAUUAAAGAUAUUAAGGAAUAAUAUAAGUCUUUAUAAUUUAUUUGAAUAAACUGGCAUGGGAUAUAAAACAUAGUUUAAUUAGGGUAUAAAUCAGUUCAUCACUUCCCACAGCCAAAGGAAGUUCUGAAGCAACUUACAAAAUAAAAAAAAAAAUACUGCCUGGUAGCUGCAUUUACCUGAAAUUACCUGAAAUUACCUGAAAUUAGAAGCCUUUGUUUAGGUAAUAGUACCGUAUAUUCUUUUCCCCCAAGAAAACAUCUAUGCAAAAUGGUUUACAACUAACUGCGCCUAAAAUUAUAUAUAAAAGAUAUAUAAAAGGGGGGCAUCAUUUCAUAUUUUAUCAGAAUAAAACCAGAGAAACUAUAAUGAGGUCCAAGAGGCAAAUAACUGCUUAUGUACAGAUUUACACGUUGCUCUUUUGGACUGUUGUGUGAGCACUACAGUAGUGUCUUAUUUUUGCUUGCACCAUGCUGAGUGAUUGGCUCAUUACUGAGUGGCUUGUUUGUACUGUGCUGGGGUGAGAAGCUCUGCUUUUGAAAGCAUCAUAAGCAGGCUUGUCUGUGAGAUAAGCUGCUAUAGCUUUGUGCCAUCCAGCUGGGCUGAAAGUUGGCAUAAUUAUUAUAGAGGAUACUUAAUUUGUUUUGAUUAGCUUAAUAGGGUAAUGAUACCAAUCCAUAAGAGUUUAGCACCAUUUUAGUUCAAAAUACAUCAUCAUCAUCAUUAUUAUGAAGAAGAAGGGCUUCACCCAUUGUUACAGAAAUGAGCAACUUUCUUGCUUCACAGAUUACACAGUAUAUGGACCUGGCUGCUUUAAAUUGUCUGCCAAGAUUUAUGCUGGUCCUGAAGAAUGACUUGAUGAUGUGUUAGGACUAGGGAUGAACAGAUCCAUCCAAUUCCAUCAUAUGCUGGUUUCAGAUUAUUGUCAUAAGAAUUGAGUUUCUCAUUAUUACUUUUUUUUGCUUCUGUAGGAACAAUUUCGUAUUCAUGAUACGACUCAUAUUAAGUUGAUCAGUCUGACUGAAUUUUGUAAACGUCUCUGAAAAUGUAUUCUCUUAUUUUUCCUUACACAGAGAGAGAGAGAAAUAGAAAGAGAGUGAGAGCAAUAACAUUUGUGUGUAUGUAUCUGUUCGCAAAGUGUUGCAAAUACAUGUGACUGUUUUUUUUGUUUUGUUUCAUUAUGUAUUCACAACUUGUUUUUUUUUCUGUUGUGAACCACCCUGGGAUCUUCGGAAGGGCAGUAUGAAAAUUUAAUUAAUUAAUUAAUUAAUAAUAUGAUUGCCUUUCUGAUUCAAAUUGCAAACUGCAAAUGGAAAAUCCAAAGGCUCUUCUUUUAGAUGAACCUGAAAGAAGAGAAAUUGAAUUUCUUACAAUUAACUUUGAUUAUGGUUUCCUUGAGAGUCUGUCAAGUUAUGUCAUUUAUACAAUGGUAAAAUGUUUGUGUGACUCCCGUUACAAAACUGAAAUAUUAUGUUUCAUUUUCAAGUAUACAAAAUAGAGUUGGUCGUUCAGCCCCUAAAGCGAUCAUUCUCUUCAAGGGUAGGCAGUGUUUUUGAGGGAAGACAGUUAAGAUGUGGGUUGCACCGUGGUGAGAAGCUAUUCCAAGAAUUACUUACAAGCACAGCCUUGGGCAUGUCCUGGUGUGUGUGUCUUAGAGCCCAUUGAUGUUAUAUUUGCUAUUAUCAACAUGCAUGGUGAUAGUGUAAGAAUAGGUGCUCCAUGGAAGGUUGCUGAGCUCGUAAAUCUCUAUAACGUUUUUGUUUUUGUGGCUUUUGCCUGUAUUCACAGGGAGUUGUUGAACAUAUUAUCAUUUUAAAGGGCAGCCAUACCAACCUUUUUAAAAUACCUGCUAAAACCAUUAAAAAGUGAUUUUAAUGAAUUUCUCAUGCAGCCUCUUGUUUCCUCCCUGCCCCUGAUUUUUUAUUUUAACUGCUUUGGAAGUUUGAGACACCUUCUCGAACAGUGUGGGAGGUGGCAUGGUGGAUUGUAAGGGGAAAUGGGAACUGGCAGUAAUUCUAUUGGAAGCCUCUACUAGAUCAAAGUCCCUUCCAGAAGUGGAAGAAGCCCAUCUGUGAAAGGACAAAUUCAGAUCCAACCCCAAAGAUGUAGAACUUCCCUAAGUGGCAUGUUCUUGUUGAAAACUGCAGUGUGUAAAAAUUGCUUGCGCAAAGUGGGCCUUUUUCUAUUGCUUUAGAAUAGCUUUUGAAAGAUGACCAUUUUCUAUGGAACAGUCUUUUGUCUUCCAAAAUACAUCUGUUUGCUAGGCUUCCAUAUACUGGGGCUACCAUAUGGCUGGUUUUACCAGACACAUCCAGGAAUCGGGCUACAAAAAUGGCGUCCAGGCAGAAAAUCUGGAUGUAUGGCAAGUAGGGUAUUUUUUUAUUUUAAAAAAUACUUUAAAAAUCCAAAACACACACACACCCCAACAACCUUUCUCUGUGCACCCUUUGUAAAGGGGAGGGUGUGUUCUCAGCAAAUAGGUUUGUCCAGAAACAACACAUCUACUUACCCAGGAACCAUGAUAUUUAUUUAGUUUAUUUAUGCAGAAAAAUUGUGUGCCUCUUAGCAUUUUUGGUAAACAUCCCUAACUGGCCUAUGGAAAUCUUAAAAUCAAAAGACAACAAAAUAAUACAGAUGAAGACUGGAACACAUUAAACUGCAUUGUUAAAGCUCUGUAAUUUAAAACAGCAAUUCAACAACGGAACAGGGAAACUGUCAAGCCUCCAAACAGGCCUGUUAAACAACUGAGUUUUAGAGAAAUGUUUGAUGGAAUUGAAGGAUAAAGUUUCAAUCUGUCCACCAGCACCCUUAAAACAAAGUUAUGCUGUCACUUGACUUGACUGCUUGGCAGUUGAUUACCUCGAAAAUAAGAGCUUGAAUGCCCCGACAAUACGUGAAAAUGGGCGUUCCUAGUAAAAAAAAAAAGGUGGCUGGUCCCAUGCAAACAUAGUGUCAUUCCCAUAAACCCUCAUUUUCAAUUUGCUUGGAUUACUGAACAGUGAUUGUCGUUUUAUUUGAAAUAAGGAUGGUGAGAUUUGUUGCCCUUGGAUGUUCUGAGAACUCCAGCCUCCAACAUCUCCAGCCAGGCAUGAUGGGAGUUGCAGACCAACAACCUAUGGAGACCUAUAAGUUCCUCAUUUAUGGGUUAGACUAAAAAGAAAGGGAUGGGGAUAACCCUUGGCCACACUGCCACCUUGUCGACUAUAAAGAACCCUCUACAUGAAAGUCAUAGCUCUCCUCAUCACCCCGUCCCCAACAUCCUCCUACUUUCAUGGGAGAUGAAUGCUCCUGUAAAAUAAUGUGUUGCGUUCUGCCCUGGUUAAAGGAAUCAACAUUUUUUAAUUUAUACAAAGACUGUAAGCAUGUCUCCUCUGAUACUAAGCCUGCUUACCAUUUUUCUAUUAGAUAACAUUUAAAAACACAUCUCUUUAGCAUGUCUAUUUUAGCCUUCACUAAAACGAAUGUUAGAAUGUAGUAAUUCAAUCACUGACAUAAUUAGUUCUGUAACCUUUCAUGCAUUCAAAGGCAAGCCUUCUCCAGUCACUUCUUAAUUCCCUAAGUAGCUAUAUGACUUCAGGUAUCUUCAGUUACAUCGUCUGCAUACUUGCUAGUAUUUUUGUGUGACGUUACCUUCAUUAACCUUGGGGGAUAGUGGAAGUGUCACCUGAGCAAGCUAGGUCAGAGAUCUCCAAAGUAUUUGGGGCUCACAAAGUCACAGCUGUGUUACCUGCUCUGUACUAAUUAAGAGUUACCAUGAAUCUGUCUGACAAUUAAGGACAGAAUGAACUUUAGUGGAGAUAGGCACUAUGGGACAGUAAACAGUUCUAAAGCAAGCAAAAAGUCAGCACAGGAAAUACUGCUGACAGCAUGGACUUUGUUUUAAUGCUAUGCAGAGUAAAAUGCCUGAAAUAAGUGUCUAAAUUGGGUAUUCCAUCAUUAUUGCAGGAAUAAGUAUCCAGAAAUGGCAUUGUCAAAGCCUUGUAUCACCAAGACAAAUUUUUCUCUAUAAAGAUGCUUAUCUCAUGCAAAGUAGAUGAACAAGAGAGAUUAAGGGAGAGGGAAGUUCUUGGGCAAGUAGCAAUUCCAAUCUGUCUUCUGUCGGCCAUGGCCUUUGUAGUUACUGUAUUAACAACUCAGUCUUCAUAUGAUUAAUAUCUUAGUUAAGCUUAUUAUGAAUCAUUUAUUAUUAUCAUUAACUUUAUUAUUGUUAUGAUACAUAAUGAUAUAAAAGCCUUUUUUAAUUAUACAUUCUAAACUCUCCCCGCUCCCAUUGAAGCAUGUAGUCCUAAUAAAAGCAUUAUGUGUGAAGUUGUUGGGUUUAUCCUCUCUUUUUCUCUCCCAUGGCUCUCAUGGCUGUAGCAAUAGCAGUGAAGAGCCCCCACCCCAUGAUAACCCCUCCAAACAGGAAAUUCGUUAUUUAAGCUUUACAUGUUGCGCCCUUGGUGCUUUGGGUGGUGGUUGCAGCAGUGAAGGUAUAGAAGUAUGUGCCAUUCUUACAUUCGGGCACAAACCCACAGGUAUCUCUAGCAAAUUAGCUGCCACAUUCCUGGUUGUGCAGAUGCUGCAGGAAGUAAGUGUGUGUGUGUUUGUGUACAGAUACAGCCAUGUAUUUGUGUCUGUCUAGUAGUCAGGGUUAAGUGAGGGAGCGGGAGAUGUUGCUGACUGAAGUGGUAGCAACAGCUAUGGCAUGAGACGCAUCAUUCCAGUGGCGUUGUGCAUAGUUUCAUAUUACAACAGUUGCUGUUGGGGUUUUUUUGGGUGGUGGUGGGGAGGCUUAAUAAGUAAGUGAGGUGGAUUUGUUAACAAGAAAAGAGCUUCAGUACUGUUUGCAUGUGUGAGGCCAUUUGAAAUGCACCAGAAUUAAUGCUACCUUGUUUAUCUUCUGCCCUGGAAAGGAGAAGAAAAAGAGACAGUUUGAUGUCUAAAUGAAGUAAUCUUCAGAAACAAAAAGAUUAUAUUUGUUAAACUGUGUGUGGGGGGGGAGUCAAAAGAUAAUAUGGCUUUGUUCACAGUAUUACAUAAAGAAGAUUAAAGACGGGAAACAAGCUGCUUAAACACUGUAAACUAAUUAGUUCGAUGAAUUGUUUUCCCGAGGUUCAUGAGAUAUGAAACAUUGGCACCAGUGCGUGAAAUACACUCUGCCUCAGUGCUCUUUUCAAUUUAUUUUUCUGUUAGUGUCAUACCUAUAUAAAAAGAAAGCAACCAAAAAGAAAGAGGUUACAGAAGGGAGACCAAAGCCUGGCAUAUGAUUGAAGCUGACAUUUUGUCAUUUUAAACCUGGUGCGGGAGGACCUUCCUGUAAUACCCUUGUAUAAAUACCAGCUUCAUUUUCUGCCAUCACCAGCUAUAUUGUAAAAAUGAUGUCAUGACAAGACCCAAAGGAAUUCCUUUUGUUGCUCAGAGCCACUUUGGCAGCUCUGAGUUAAACUAAUCAUGAGCGAGCUGACGCAUUAUUAAUUAGUUUGCCCAGUAUCAAGGUAUUUAGAGAGGAAGGGGAGGGAGAGUCUGCAUGGCAAGAAAACAGGGGCAGGUGUUUGGCACAGAAAACUUUGUGUAUGUUCUGUUGUUUUCUUCCUUUUAAACUGAUGCAUUCACCAACUGAUGUGGCAACAAGUGGAUAGAUCCAAGGCUGUUUAUCACUGGCUGUGUCUGGGCAAUCGUGUCUCAUCUUAAUAGGCCAAAAUAUAAAUGAGCCUGUUGCACCCGGUUUGCUCCUCAUUUGUGCAAGCAAGGAAACAAACAAACCACAGUUGACUACAGUUUUCCAGGAUGUCUGAAGUAGGAAACUGUGGUUAAUGGUUCACAAACAAGCCAGCAUAAGAAGCCAUGGUUGAAAGCUUAUAGAUUCCGAUGUAACAGCAGGUAAUAACCAACUAUAAAGGAGAAGCAAAGCAGCUGCAUGCGGAUACAUGAGACUUGUUCAUAUCUCUGCUUAUUAAGCCAAGAUGUGGUGGUCCAGACAUGGCCACUGUAUGUUAAACGAUUGGCCACUGCAACACUACAGCUGAAGGUCCAGUCCCUGUAUUUUAGUAGCUCUGCUAAAUAACCUGAAAACUUACAUUGCAUCAGUUUGUUUGCAUGCAUUAUUUCUCUACUGCAUGCAAUGUUUAUAACUGUGUAUAAACAUCGGAACAUAAAAGACCCAGUGUGGUCCUCACCAGUUUGAAUGAAUGAUGCUGGCAAUAUUACAAUAAACUAAAUACAGGGUCUACCCAAGGCAUUUUGUUGGGACAAGAUAGAACCCCCUCAACCCCCCGCAAAGACACAUAUAGCAUCUGAGCAGACUGGCAGCUGAAUCUUACUUCAACAAUGGCAACAGGAUAGCAUCCUUCUCUGCACCUGAGAACUGCAAGCUACCUUUGGAGGUGCAGGACAUGCUGGCUUAGGGAGAAUGGGGGAUUGUUGCUAAUAUAAUUGAAUGGAUGUCCACACCAUCUUUAGUUGCGCUGAAGCCAUAUGAGAGCAACAGGGAUAAGAAUAUGCCAAAGAGAGUUGGGGCAAGAAAACCACUUUUCAUACUGGAUGAGCCGUCAUACUGCACAGUGCCACACAUGUUCUCUUGGAAGGACACAUCUUGUGGAGAUUAGGUGUGUUUGAGCAGUGUGAAGAGUUCUUUUUGGCUGAUGAGGUCAAUGGACUUUGUCAGGUCUGUGAAGGCAAUGUACAAGGGGUGUCUCUGUUCUCACCAUUUCUGCUGCAGCUUGAUGCAGUGAGAAGAUCAUGUUGACCGCUGACCUCUGAGCUUAUAAAGCAGGGUUCAGGCUCAGGAUAGACCCUGUCAGUGAGUGGCUGCAGUCUGUUGAGAACCACAUGGGCAAAGUCUUUCCCCACAAUACUCAGCAGAGAGAUCCCAUGGUAUUUGCUGCAGUCAUGGUGGUCACCUUUGUUCUUGUAGAGGAUCAGAGUGAUGGAGUAAUGUAUGUCUUCUGGUAUGAAUCCUUGUUCACAACACAAGGAGGUCUGACUAGAGGGAGGAAUAUCAUGGAAGACUCCCCCCCCCAAAAAAACCUUUUAAACCUCUUACAAAGCAGCUGAAGAAGUCUCAUGUGCUAGGGAUUCUGUUUCCAGCUAUACCUUCAUCUCUUCAGGCACAUGGAUUAAUUCAUAUGCAUUAAAUGUUUCCUUAAAAUGCCAAAAAUAUUUUAAUCUGUUUUAAAAUAUGUAUGUGCCAAACAUAAAUAUUUAUAUUCUACUGAUUUGUGUGUAUGUACACGUGUGCAUAUGUGAGGGAUAGUUAAAAUCAUUAAUUGGCAAAUUACUAAUAGUGUAUGCUUAUAAUUUCUCCUGUGGAGCAUUAAGUUUUUUAAAAAGAAACAAACCAAUGAUUGAAAAAGCCCUAGGAUAGUAGGGAAGCCAGGAACACAAUAAUGAGAGGAACUGCUUUUCAAUGUAAAUUAAUUUGGUAUUUCCUAGCAUACUAAUGUUCCAUUCCAUUAGGGCAAUGACAAACAUACAUAUAUAUAUAUCCUGACUAUGGUCUUGAACACCAAUGGCUCUGACUUCAGUGGUUGCGCAGGAUCAGUGGAGAGAUCCAAUAAUGUCUUAAAAUUAGAUGUUGUAGAAAGUUUCAGCACAGACUACCCAUAAGAGCACAUUCCUUGCCAUCACCACCCAAACUUUGCAAUUCAAACAAAAGGUGGUGCUGAACUAUUUGCCUCUCCAUUUUGUUCCUUCCUGUUUGCUUUGUAGUGCUGCUAUAACUUGUUUUGUUUUUUGCUGGUGUUCACUGUCUACAUUUUGUGUUCUUUUCCAAAGGAGUGCAACUAACUCAUUUCCCAUUUCAAUUAUGGUUAACACAUCUGCAAUCAUACAGGGCAAACUCACCCCAGAAAUUAUUUGUCUUAAAUGUUAAGAAUUAUUUUUUUGUCCUAUUUUUGCCUGCUGAAGCCAGCUUGAUUCAAGGGUUGUUUUAGAAUUGUUAUUUCUUAGUAGUCUGCUCAGCAUUACUUACCAAAACCAUGUGAUAAUUAGCACCAGAAUGGGAAGAAUCAGCCGAUUUCCUGGCCUAUUUUACUGUAUUUGCUUGCCUUUAUUUCCUAUGAUUACGGAUGGCUUAUUUAUUUAAUUGCCGUACCAUAAAAGCAGUUUUCUUCAUCUCUGGUGCACAAGAUACCAAGUUAAAGAGACUGUUAAUGCACUGUUGGUCUGACCAUAAAAAGCAAUGUACUUUAAAUACUAGUGUUAGUAGAAUAAAUGCCUCCCUUUUAUUACCUCUCCUCUGUAUAUUUUUACUUCCUUCUGAUAAAGAAUUACAUAAUCCCGAGUGCUCUUCCUCCAUGAGUUUGGCUGCUGAGAAUUCUGUCUGGUAUAAUCUUGUACAUGGUGUGGAAAGCAGUUUGUCAUUUCAAAAUAUGACAGUGAGCGACUUACAUCUGAUUACUGAAAUCCAUAGUAUUCAAGUGACAUGUCCUGUUUGUUUUUCUAUCCACAGACAUUUUUCUUAGCAGUUUUAUGUCUUAUGGGGUGCCAUUUAAAGUGUUGCCGUUUUCAUUUUCUGGCCAGUAAACCUGAAAAUAAAAGCUGUUACUAUAUAAUGUCGUUUUAAAAUAGUUCUUAGCACGUGAAAAUAUAUGUCCAAGUGUGGUCAAGUCUUCUUUAAAAAAAAUCUCAGUGAGCGUAAGAAGGUAUAGCUAUCUAAAUGUGAAUAUCUCAUUUCAAAUGCUGACUAAUGAAGAAUGAUUCACAGUAGCACUGACAAAGUUAAUGGAGGAAUAAAACCCUAGUCCUUUCCCCAAAAAUAAUUAGAUACUAAGGGACCUAUGUUGUUUCCAGAAGGAAGCCCAUGUGACUCUGCCUAUUUAUUAAGACUGAUGAACUCUUGUUAGCCUGUUUACUCUUUCCCUCUUGUAUUAUCCGCACUCCCCACUCCAGAUUUACAAGCUGUGCAUAAACUACAUUUUUUAUGUGCUCUCUGUAUUAUAUAUAUUUUCUAUCUGUUUUUUAUGACUUUUUUCCACAACAUUUAUUGACAAUCUGAAUCUAACAAAUCCUAAACUACUUAAUGGGUUCUGGCUGCAUCCAGUAUGUGGCCUGAAUAUUUUCCCCCCUCAGACAUCUGUGAGGAUAGCUUCUGAAAUUUACAAAACCUUUGUGUGUAAUCCCACAGCCGGACCUGCACAUUAGAAAUCUCAACCAGUAUUUGUUUGCUGCUAAUUACUCCAUGUAAACCUGUGGGAACAGAUUCUCUAUUAAUGAAUUUGAGCAAGCAGUUAGAAUUCUUUGCAUAAAUUUUAAGGAAAUUACUAGACUGGUUGUUUAGACUCUCCCCCCCCCCCACUCUUCCCCCUCCCCUGUUACAGCCAGGUCUUCAUAUCCUGCACAGUCACGCUGCUGCUGGUGUUAUUUUAUUCAUCAUUAAUUAGGGAGAAAAAGGAGCUAAGAAAUAAGAAAUCUUAUUUGGCACCACUGCGUAACAGAAACAGCUGUGUAAUGUAGCAUCAGUGGGUUAUUAAAUAUGACAUAAUGAGUAGUAUUUCUAUCAUGGCAUUAUCUGUCAUAGCUUUUGUCAGGCAAUUUUUUUCCAAGGUUUGAAAUCUUUCUCAUGUAUUUUUCACUGGGUAUCAUUUAAAAUGUCCAGAAAUCCCACUGCAACCAAUCAGUUUGUCUUCUUCUAAAUACCUUCCUUUGAUUGAUGGCUUGUUAGGCAAAGUUAGGAAGCCACAGGGAACUCAAUUACUUUACUAUGUGAUGCAACAAUAGUUUGACCCAGGUAAUAUUGGUUAGCUGUAUUUGUGACAUACUUCGGGGUGGGGGGAGUCACAGAUUUUUACCAUAAGCCUAACCUGAAAGAAUUUGAUGCAAACAUUCAGUGCAAUCCAGUAGAACAUGUUGGUGUCUAAUCAUAUCUUAUUGUGAAGCAUCUGGUAUAUUAUGUAUAUUCUAAACAUAUAUUGCCAUCUGCUAUGUUGAUGCAGUUCUGGGCAAUGUUUUAAACUCUGAUCCAGUGUUUGCAAAAACUCUGAAUGUUAUAAAAGCAGAAGCAGUGCCAAACUUCUCUCUCUCUCUCUCUCUCUCUCUCUGUGUGUGUGUUUGUGUAGAAGUCUGUUUCUGCACUCGUACGGUUCUUUACAUUCAGUGCUUUAUGGUUCCAAUGCAUGAUUUACGGAAUGGUGACUGCAAUCUCUUUUAUCUGAAUACACACACACACAUAUAUGAGAGAAACAGCAUACCAGGACCAGAUUAAACUACCUUUUGCAGGUCACAUUUGGCCAAACUUUGCAACCUCUUUCAAUUUCUAUCAUGAGUCAGAAAAUAAUCCAGUGGUACUGUAAUUGUUAGUGACACCUAAGAUUUUAUAGGUAACAUUUCUGUUAAUGCACAGGUAUAGUUGUUGGUGGCUUAAUUAACCAUAUAGAAAUAUGUUAGUCUUUAGGUAGUUGUCCUAACUAGUGUGUGAUUACUAUAUUUUAUUCAAUAGAUGUUGUUUGCAUUGGUAGCUAUUUGUUAUUUUCAUCUUAGCAAUUUUUGUGCUAUCUGGCAACGAUAUCCUGGUUAUUUCCACAGUGCUGAAAGCCAUGAUGACAGAAUGAAUUAUACAAAUGAAAUAUGGCAUCAACUCUGAAAUCCAUUGGUCCAUAAGCUGUAUCCAGCAUCUGGCAAUGUCUGAGGAAGAGUUGCACAAAGCUUGUUUAGGAGUCCAGCAUUGCCUUUCCAGAUUUAUCAUAGGAAGAAAGCCAACAUGUGCUACAAAAAACAAGGGCUGAAUGGACAAUGGAAAGGGAAAGAUAAGCACAAAAAGUUCUUGUAAGCCAGUGUAGAAUGGACUCCAUGAAAAGUGCUGGCAGGUGGCUUAGAACUCCAUUUACAGUGUUAAAAUUCCAUCAUAUCAAAGUGUUUGCUAACAGUGUAUUUCACUCUUUUCAUCAGCUCUGCAUUCGCAUCACUGAAUCAAGUAGCUGUAUUUCAGAAGUGAAUAUGGCUCAGAUAACUGUUCAGGCUCAUGUUACUGAUCCAUAUCUGUUGGUGAUUCUAUUCCUUUUACCUCCCACAUGAGUCGUACCUUUCUAGUGCAAAUAAGCUGCCACUAGUGCCUUUGCUUGAUCUCCAUGCUACAGAUGUCUCUAAUUAACUUUACCAUGACAGGCCACCAGGAUACAGUUACAAAGGUUGACAGAUCCCAGUGUCCUUGGAGACUCUACCCUGUCACCUGACACAUUCCUUGUGCUAACAUCCUUUUGGCAAGCUCUUUUUAAUGACUAAGUCCAUCUUGUACCUGUGUGUUUAAUAUGGGGAGUGUAGAGUGAUAGCCACUAAAAGAUAACAAAGAAUUUCUAGUUGGAGAGCAAUUACAGUAUCGACUUUGAUUUAGCAACAUAAGAGAUGUGGCGUUAGAUCCUGUUUGAAAAAUUCAAAUACAGCAGUACACCAAAAACAAGUAACUUUGGAACAGUGUUUUGGAGACAAUCUUAGCUCUGUAUUUAUAGGAUUAAAUGGCAGGAAAGGUUUUUUUCAGAGAGUUGAUUGUCCUGUGAGCUUCACUGGCUGCCUGAGCAGAAACGUGUUACUAUUAAACACAAAAUCUUUCUAUCAAUAAAUGUGAAUUAAACCACAGGGCAAUCUUACAUAUAUAAAUAUUAAGCCCCAGUGAAUUCAGUGGGUUUUGCUCCUACGUAAGUGAGCAUAGAAUUGCAGCCUCAAAGUAGCUGCAACAAUUCCCAGGUCCAAAUUCUGAGAUAGCUUCUAUACAAUCGGAAGAGCUAAACAGAAGAAAACCAUAAUCAAUUGCAACUUUGUUAACUAUAGUGCUUAAGUCAUGGAAGAAGCCAAACCUUUUGAAAUUUCUCUUGUAUGCAGAUUUUCAAUUCUGAAUGUGGCAACAAAGAUGGAUAGAACUUGAGUAAAUUAUACAUCUUCAAGAUUUAGCAUUUCAAAUAGCUUGAAAUGCAAAACAAUUGAAUCUUGAAACUCAAGCUUUUAUUUUAAAUUCUAGAUUUUGAUUUUGUUUUUGUUUUUUUUAAAAAUAUCAAAUGCACUGGGGAAGGAAAUAGGAAGGUUAAAUCACUUGACAGAUGAAAAUCAGAUGAGAGGGAGGAAACAGUAGCAGUGGAAAAGAUUAGAAAAUGAUGAAGUGUGUUGAUACCGGAGCCAUAGCUAGGUGAUCUUGCGCCCCGGCAGAACCGUCCAGAUUAUGCCCCCUAACCAUGGACAAAUUAGCUCUUCUUUCCGCCUCUCCUCCAACCCCCCCCCCAUUCAAUUCACCUUUUAUUUAAAACCUUUUAUUAUGAGGCAAUAAUCAAUAUUUUUAUUUAUAGACAUAUUUAUGGACAUAUUUUAAGCCAAUUUUGUUCUCCCCUUCGCCUGUGCCCCUGGCGGGGCCCCACCUCAUCACCCCCUAGCUAUGGCCCUGGUUGAUACCCAUCACAAUUAUAGAUGAAAUGGGACUAGAAUGUACCAUAAUGUAUAAAAGCCUCUAUUAGCUCCCAUCAACUCAGGUGGAAGUAGAAAACCAAGGCAGAGUUCCUCUAUUGGGUAAAGCUCCUAAAACUAUCUUAAUUGCUAAAUAAGCUAUCUUAGUUGGGAAUGUGAUUAGGUGUGACUUGGGUGGCUCAGGGAAACACAGAGUAUAUCCAGGCAAAACAGGCUGUUUUCACCUAGCUUUUAGCAAAGAUGAGCUGAUAAACUUAGUUGACUAAACUUAAACAUAAUGAUUAUCUUUCAAACUGUUUGCAUCUAUUGCAGAUUGAUCAAGGCUGAUACCACUAUGAAGUGUGGUCUAUGGACUCUUCCCAGCUUCGUAAAAAAAAAAAAAAAGACUAGGAUCUUGAAUACUGCAGUGUUUUGCUAAAAAAUCUUGUUGCCUUUAAGAUUUAAUUUGGGAUGAUUUCAAAGCCACCAAAGUAAGGUGCAGUUCUGCACCUGUUAGUGGCUGCCUGACUUAUGGAAUCUUGUGAACUGGAAGAGUCUGGAAUAAGCAAUGUCUGGUAAUCCUAGUUGGCCUUCAGUCAUUGUCAGGCAAAGCAGAGGACUUUACACUCCAAUGACUAAGGAAACUAUUACUAAAAAAGACUGUUGCAAUCCGAGGCUUGUAAUCAGAGUUGCAGAACCUACCUAAUGAAUUUAAGAUUGAGAAUCUAAUUUUCUUAGAACUAUCACUUGAGAAUCAGAGUAAUUAUUUCCUAGCACCCUUUGUGGAAUAUAGUUAUAAUUGCAUUAGUGUAGGAAUGUUCACAUAAACACUUAAUUGUUAACAUCCUCCUAAUUCAGAGGAAAUCAUCACCUCUUCAUAUUUCACUGUCAUAAAGGGUUGUUAAAUUUUUUAAAAAGGAAGCAUGGUUACAUCUGGAAUGCAGAGUGAGAAACAGAAUUUGGAAAUAUCUGAAAUAUGCCUCUGAGGGACACACACACUAUUGUGAUAAAGAGCUGUUACAUGAAAACUUACAAACACACCUGCAAUAUUUUUUUAAAGGUAUUGAGACUUAUUGAAGAACUUUUUCCUAUCUGUUAAAGAGUUGCAGUUCUAAAAGGCACACUGAAGAAUUAGAAGGAACAGCACCAAAUAAAUUAUGUAUACAGCAAUACUCCCUCUGGUGAAAGAAUACAGUGGUACCUCGGGUUACAUACGCUUCAUGUUACAGAUUCUGCUAACCCAGAAAUAGUACCUCAGGUUAAGAACUUUCUUUCAGGAUGAGAACAGAAAUCAUGCAGUGGCAGCGGGAGGUCCCAUUAGCUAAAGUGGUGCUUCAGGUUAAGAACAGUUUCAGGUUAAGAAUGGACCUCCGGAACGAAUUAAGUACUUAAACCAAGGUACCACGGUACUUCUGUUGGGGACCAAGCUGGGAUUCCCGCUCUAAUUUUUGGGUUGUCUAAAUACUGUUGAAGCUUUUGUAAAUCUCAUCACCUUUACCUUUCUGAACAAAAAGUGUGGAGUUGUUUACUCUUAGCAUGCAAAGCAGAUAGAUCGUGUGAUGUCCUCAAUCUGCAGGAAAAUUUUCCAGAAUAUCCCCACACUCUUUCACUCUGAUCUUAAAGAGGGAGAAGAAGCUUGCAAAAGCCUUGGGAGAAAGGGGGAAAGGGCGCGUUUUCCAGAGGUAAAGAAAGUUUCAGGAGGAAGGAAAUGGGAAAUGGGAUGUGUUUGCAGUCUAGCAGCAUCUGUUGCCUACCUCUGAAAGUAGCAAUCACUCCAGUGAGAGCCAGUGUGGUGUAGUGGUUAAGAGCGAUAGACUUGUAAUCUGGGGAACCGGGUUCGCGUCUCCGCUCCUCCACAUGCAGCUGCUGGGUGACCUUGGGCUAGUCACACUUCUCUGAAGUCUCUCAGCCCCACUCACCUCACAGAGUGUUUGCCGUGGGGGAGGAAGGGAAAGGAGAAUGUUAGCCGCUUUGAGACUCCCUAGGGUAGUGAUAAAGCGGGAUAUCAAAUCCAAACUCUUCUUCUUCUUCUUCCAGCUAGUGGUGUCAUGUGGCCUAGAGAAGCUAGAAAAACAAGAAAUUGAUGAGUAUAUCAAAUAUGGGGUGAACAGUGGCUUCUCCUUCUGUUUUAGAGAGGAGAGAAGUCCAUGCAAGUCAGAGAUGGUGUGUCUGUUAUAGGUCUCUGUUAAGUAAAAAAUAUGGCAGUCAUGUACAGUAGAACCUUAUCCAUACCCCAACUUAACAUUGAUAUAUCUUAGGGCUUUCUGCUGAUCUUUUUACCUAAGGAGCCAAGAAGGCCAAAAACUGUAAUUUUAUUGUGGGUAGAGUAUGAGUAGCAGUUUUUGUCAAUUAAUAAGAGAAUGGAAAAAUAUGUUGCCCUUCCUAUUUUAAUUCUUGCUUUGUUUCUGUAGUUUGCUUAGUUUUAUUGAAUUAGCAAGAGGUGACUGAAUAUGUAUUUUGUUAAACUUCUUUACGUACUCUGGUUUGUCCACUAGCCAAACAGGGCUGCAUGUAUUUUACUGAGCUGCUCAUGUAAACUUUAGCUGGAAGGUGAACAGUUAAUCUUGUUUGAACCUGUAAUUUCAGCACAAUGGGUUUGCCAGAGUUGCUGAUUCUGAAGUUGGUGUUAAAAAAAAAAAAAAUGUGUGUGAGAGAGAGUUUUUAAUGGACUUUUUGAAAAACCCUGGGGAACUCCUUAUUUUGUGGGACUGUGAUAGCUCAAUACUGGAAUAUUUCAAAAACACCUCUAGAAGGGUAGCCCCCUACUCAAAAUAACUUUGACUGACAUAAUUAUAGUUUAGAAAUGGCCGUAUAAAGGAUUUUUCCUGGCAUGAGUUGAUUUCUUAUCAAACUGUGCAGUGACAAGUGAGAAACAACAAGCUUCAUUUUCUUCUGCUCUGUGACUCAUUAGUUUUGUCUCAUAAACACCUUAUUAUUCCACCUUGAACUUGUUUAAAGGUACAGAAUGAAACUUAAAACCUUCAGCAGUUUUCCCAAGCCAAUAAGUAUCAGAGACAAACAGAAGGAUGAAAAGAAUUCUGUAAGAUUCAGAAUGUUUCAUAAGAUACAGUAGAUACAGGUUCUUGCUGAUGUUAAACAAGACUGAUCAGAUAUUUUGACGUACUAUAAGGAUAGAAUCUGGCUCCCCCCUCCCUAAUUGACUUCCAAAAAGCAGCCUUGCCUACAUAAUAUUAUCUUCAUACUAUAGCUUCAAAUUAUGAGUCUUUGAGCUAGAAGUACCAACCUUCCUUUUUUUGUUUUGCAUUAGGCUUUUGAAAGUCCCCCAAAGCCUUUCUCAUGAAUUAUUGCUGCAAGGCAGCGGAGAUUUAGGAUCAGAGUUUUCCUUCUCCUAGAUGGGCUACCUUCCCAGGUUGACGAUCCCCAUCUGACCCUCAUUUUCCUUUACAGCAUGUGCACUAACUGCCUUCUUGACUGUUGAGACAGACUCUUGGUCUUGUCUGCUCACUCUGCCAUAACCUGUCUUCUCAUGCAGAGGAAGUCCCAAACUCACUGAGGGAUUAAGACCCAUUGGCUACCCUCACCUGGUUUAGCCUGUCAGGUUUAGCCUGGUUUAGCCUGAAGCCGUUUCCUAUGCUGACAGCUUCUAGGAACCACAGGUGAGAACUGAAUGCAAGGUGGGGACUAAAGGUGGGCAAGCUACCCCAGAAGGAGUGUCCUCCACAAGAGAUAUUAAAGGUAAAGGGACCCCUGACCAUUAGGUCCAGUCGCGGAUGAUUCUGGGGUUGCAGCGCUCAUCUCGCUUUACUGGCCGAGGGAGCUGACGUACAGUUUCCGGGUCAUGUGGCCAGCAUGACUAAGCCACUUCUGGCAAACCAGAGCAGCGCACAGAAACACUGUUUACCUUCCCACCGGAGCGGUACCUAUUUAUCUACUUGCACUUUGACAUGCUUUUGAACUGCUAGGUUGGCAGGAGCUGGGACUGAACAACGGGAUCUCACCGCGUCGCGGGGAUUUGAACCGCAACCUUCUGAUUGGUAAGCCCAAGGCUCUGUGGUUUAACCCACAGCGCCACCUGUCUCCUAACACCUCAUACACCCCAUGCAUUAGUACAUGGUUACUGAAACAUUAACAUUGUUAGAGAGACAGACUAUGGUUUAUGAUCAGAAAAAAAUUGGAAUUCCAAACCACAGAUUAAAAUAGAUUUAUGUUCACUUAGAGAGUUCUGAUGGAACUCCAUGGCAAUGUAGAGUUUUCCAUGGAAACACUAUGGAGCCAUUAUCUGAAUUGAGCCAAAGGGUAUCCAUCUCUUGAGUAAAAAAUGUUUGCUUUUUUAAAAAUACAUAUGCUGCAUCAGCAAGUAAAAUUGCAUUUAAUUGAUUGCUUUGCAUAUCUUUCCUUCAUGUAGAAGCCUUCUCUUUUUUCUCUCUCCCACACAAUGCCUUUUCUGGAUUGGUUGAAAGUGGACCUCAUGCAAGAAAAUUACAGCUACACUUAAGGGAGAUCUGCCAACAAGGCAGUUUAUUCUCAGAAUCAUCGCACAGCACAACUGCACCCUUGCGUCUUUAAAGCAGGUCGAGUCAUUUAAAAUCAUAGUUCCUUAGGAGUGAAGUGUUGUCUUUCAUUUCCCAAGAAAGGGAAAAAGCAUGUCAUAGUGGGGUAAAACUAAAAUAAAGAAAACUUAAAGUUAUGUAUGAAAAGUUCUAAAUUCACUUUUUUAGAAAAUAAGAAAAUCACACUCUAAACACACACACACACACAUGUAUAUAAAAUUAUAGUUAAAGUAACCAGGAAUGCCAGGAGCUGAUAUGAAUGAUCAGGAAAGCCCUGGGUGAAUGUUCUCAGUUGCUUGCAGAAGCACCCAACUCUCAGUGGGUGACCAACACCUGAUAAUCACAAAAUAAGCAUUCCUAGGGCAGAUUCUAAAAAAGUUAUUUACACUUCAGGUCUAGUUGUAUUGGAGACAGUAGGUUAAUCCAGAGAUCCAUGAUCAUGGACAGGGGUGCUCUCAUGAACAGAAUAGGGAGAUUAUUUUUGCAUAUUUUUCCAGCAGCCUUUUGUGUGAACAGAAAUCUCUUCAGGGUAGGGAACCUAAGGAACAGUAAGGAAGGAGGGAGAGGGGGGCUGCAAAAAUUGAAUCCAAGUGCCUUUCAAAAACAGUAAGGUCCUGAUGGAUUCUACCCAGUCUGUUAGAAUGUCUGUCAGUCUAGCUAUAUAGUUGUGUUUGUUUUAUUAUUUAUCUAGUAUGGAUCAAACACUUUUUUUGUUUGUUGCAUAUGCUAGGCUACUUCAAGACUGCACACUAAUUAAAAAAAAUUGCAAUUUUUAAAUGUUAUGUUUCAUGCACUUAGGUUUUUUCUAUAUGCAAGUUCACAGUUCAGGGCCCCCAAUGUAAAGUAGUAGCUGUUCAUACUAUAUACUCAUCUCAAGAAAAUUUGUUCUAUUAUGAUGUAUAAAGCAGUUCUAUGUCCUUAUUUGCCUAGAAAUAAACAAAUGAAAAUAUCACUGUAACUUCUUAAAGGAAAAUCUGGCAAGUAAAAUCAAAUACUCAAGCACGUGAAGAGAAAAAUAUUGAACAGCUGACUUUCUGGGAUAGGAGACAUAUUGGAAGGGACUUCCUGUGUGCUCUGGAAUAAAAAUAUACCACUGCAAACUUAGCAAAAGCAGGCACAUUUAACAUUUUCAUGUUUUUUUGAUAUAAUCUAACCAUGAAUGCUCUACUAGAAAUUGAUCUGAUAUUGAACAUGCAAUAAAGAAAACUCAUAGCAGCAUAUGGGAAACUCAUCAAAAUGGUUCCAACAAAAUCCCAGCUUCACAGGUGUUGACCUUGUCAUUAUGGCCUGCAAGCACAUUUUUCUUAGAAUCUUAUCAUUGUGGUUUUCAGCGAUGUGGGUGGCUGACUGUGGACAAGGCUUUCUGUUGACCUUAAAAUAUCGACACCAAGUUGACUGGAGCAGGUGUUUUAUUUUGUGUUUAUUUGCUACGCAUUUUAUGAAAGUAAAAAGGGGGGAGAAGGUUAGAACUCGGAGCACAGGCCCCUUUUAUUCAUACAACUGCCGUUGUAUCAUAUUGGUCUGCUUUUUUAAAAAAAAUAUUAGCAACAUGCGAUACAGCUUCUCAUUUCCUUUAUACUAAAUCUUGUGUAUGCAAACUUUCAGAAUAUUUGGCAGGGAUUGAAUAAUCAAGAAAUUUAGGUCCUGAAGGACACCCCAAACAUCAGGUAAUAGAGGCUUGCCUGAAUGUUCUUUGCCUUUUAAAAAAAAACACUCAUCUGAAAUUCUUCUUAUUGGAUUUAAUUUUUUAAAAUGCGCUUUUUUCAUAUUAUUCUCCUGAUGAAACUGAAUCAUAACUUAAAUAACUCACUGGUCUAAAUCCCAUGUGCUUUAUUCACAUAAACAAUUUCGGUCCUUCAUUUAAUGCUGUCUAAGACACAUGUCAUGGGAUGCGGGUGGCGCUGUGGGUUAAACCACAGAGCCUAGGACUUGCCAAUCAGAAGGUCAGCGGUUCGAAUCCCCGUGACGGGGUGAGCUCCCGUUGCUCGGUCCCUGCUCUUGCCAACCUAGCAGUUCGAAAGCACAUCAAAGUGCAAGUAGAUAAAUAGGUACCGCUCUGGCAGGAAGGUAAACGGCGUUUCUGUGCACUGCUCUGGUUCACCAGAAGCGGCUUAGUCAUUCUGGCCACAUGACCCGGAAGCUGUACGCCUGCUCCCUCAGCCAAUAAAGCGAGAUGAGCGCCACAACCCCAGAGUCGGUCACGACUGGACCUAAUGGUCAGGGGUCCCUUUACCUAAGACACAUGUCAUAAAGAAAAGUUUGCAGUUUGAGACAAAUUUGGUGGUUUGUUUAGAUUCAGAAACUUUAUUAUAAUAGAAAAUAUGAGUUACAGAGUUGAAAUUUUUGAUAGGGAUGAAUGAAUCUGUCAGUUUUGGUUUCUCUCAGUUUCUCAUUUUUCCAAUCUUAAGUUCAUUUCUCGACAUUUCUGCAUCAAUUUGUGAAUCCUCACAAAAAUUUGUCAACAUUUUAGUUCACAUUUCUCCAUAUAUACCCAUUUUCUCUAAUACUACUUUCUGUAUCUUAUUUUCAUUAAUAUGUGCAUUUUCCCACAUUACUUUCACAAACUUUACAGUUUGGGGCACACUUUUCCCCAAUAUACACAUGAUUGUGUACAUCUUUCAGUUAAAGAAUGGCAUUGGAAAAUUCUUAGAAGCGUGAAUUUCAAAGGAUAGCUAUAUUAUUUGGGGAAGUGAAAAUUCGGUAGAUUUGCAUUGACACGUGAAGCAAACCAGAUCCCCCCCCCCAAUCCCUCAUUUCAGGCUGCCCCCAGUCAAGUUGUGGGGUGCUGGAUCCAAAUAGUUGGGUUUGGGAAUUUCAUACAAGAUCAAACUUUUGCUGCCUUUUGGGGGGACUUAGCUUCUUUCUAGUAGGCUAUGCAUGUAUAUUUGAAAAUAAGAGUACAGAGACACUACAGGUUCUCAGUACUCAUCUAUAAGUAAUCAAAUAAUAUCCAGGGACUUAAUAAUCCCUCAGGAAAAUUGGGAGACCCCAACAUUAGUCUAGGAGCAUGGUUCGAAAUUAGCAAGGGGCCAGGCACAUUUUGCACCUAAAGAUUCUCCAUUUGUGAGUACCUCCAGAAGUCUGGAUGCCAUUUCCUGUGCCUGGCUGACACUCAAGGAUUACUGAAAUGUAUGUGCUUUGAAGUAUUGAAGUAUAUGUUAAGGCAGGCAUAGGCAAACUCAGCCCUCCAUAUGUUUUGGGACUACAGCUCCCAUCAUCCCUAGCUAACAGGACCAGUGGUCAGGGAUAAUGGGAGCUGUAGUCCCAAAACAUCUGGAGUGCCAAGUUUGCCUAUGCCUGUGUUAAGGAUAGGCAAUAUGUUAAGGAGUUUAACAAUAAAGAGUAAGAGUGCUUUGAAAAUUGCUGUAUGGUACCAUUCUUUUUCUUGUAAACAUCAAAUUAAACGUGUAUUAAUAAUUUAACAAUUAACAAUGUGUCACUAGAGAGCCAGUGUGGUGUAGUGGUUAAGAGCGGUAGUCUCGUAAUCUGGGGAACCGGGUUCGCGUCUCCGCUCCUCCACAUGCAGCUGCUGGGUGACCUUGGGCUAGUCACACUUCUCUGAAGUCUCUCAGCCCCACUCACCUCACAGAGUGUUUGUUGUGGGGGAGGAAAGGAAAGGAGAAUGUUAGCCGCUUUGAGACUCCUUAAAGGGAGUGAAAGGCGGGAUAUCAAAUCCAAACUCCUCCUCCUCCUCCUCUUCUUCUUCUUCUUCUUCUUCUUCUUCUUCUUCUUCACUUAUGGGAAUUGCGUAUUAGUUCACACUUAUUGAAAUAAUAAAUAAAAAGUGUUGCUGCCCCCCCCAAUGGCAACUGGACAUUCUGUUUUGGCACCCACAACCCAGGUUCAGGAGCCAUUUGUCUCCUAGCUUUUCUAUCCCAGUUUCUAACAGUGCCUAGGAGGAAAACCCAAGGGUGUGCGUGUGUGUGCACUGUUAUCCCAUUACUUCUCUUCUGGAAGCACCAUAUGGAAACUGAAAUGUCAUCUCUGUUUCAAUUAAUGUAUGUGUUCUGCCAGCAAGCACCUAUGAAGGAAAAGCAUACCAAGACUAGAUUACUUAUAUACGUUCUUUCUGAUGAAUUAGAUUUUACUCAAGUCAAGUUUUCAAUAAAUCAGUUAGACCGAUAUGCUUUCUGUGUGACAGACUGCUACUGAAUCUCAUUAUUCAUACAUGUCUCUGUGAUGUUACUGAAUCAAUUUGUGCUGUAUCCAUUUUGCACUCAUGGAUAGUUCACGCUCCCUUAUGAGCAUAAAUAGUCAGCAGGCAAUAAUGGGAGAUGUGGAGCAAAGAAGGUUGAAGCCUGCAUUCCUGGGAUUUGUAGCCCCAAGUUCUUUUUCACUGAGAAAAAAGUAUAUGUUUGCACACACAUACACGCUCACAUUGCCUCAUCAAUAUGUACAAAGCGGUAGCUAAGUUAAAACCAGAUGCUUUAGCACUUUACAAAUCAAUCCUUUUACAUUGUAACAGGCAUAGAGUUAAACUGGGGUCUGGAAAAGGUCUUUGCAUUGUCUGAUUGGCAGAAGAGGGCCAUGUCUACAUGUAAUUGCUUGUUGGAUGUAAUUCUGUUGAGAGACACUGACUUGACAUGCCUCUCCUGAAAAGGCCUCAUCCAGAAUAAAAUGCUAUCACAGAGCAUCCUUUUAAUUGCACCUGCAUGACCCACAGUAAUUGUAAAUUACGGCUUUAUCACAUAGUAUUCUGCUUCUAAAUCAAUUUGUACUUUUGCUUUCUUCUUUCUAGUUAAUGAUUUGUUUGUUUAGGCCUUAUGUACUGAUGCUGCAAUUCAUCUUGUAUUUAUAUCCUUCGAAACCAGUCAUGAUUUCUUAUCAGUGUAGUAAAUGUUGUUUUUUUAAACGAAAAGAAAUUUAGAUGAAUAGAAGGAAGACCGUGUACUAGCAGAUCAGUAUGCUCUCUAGAGUGCAAAAAGGUUUAAUUCUGAAAUUCAGUCAUUCAUGCAUCUCAUUGUCUUGUCUUUACUGUGCGCUUUGCUUGAACGUGUUCAGAAACAUUGCUUUUUCAUUUUUGACACACAGUGCAAUACUAUUCUUUCAAACGUAAUUCUGGGGGAAUCUUAUAGUAGCCUUCUGAAGUGUAAAUUCAAGAGUUAUAAGUGAAUGCCAUUGCAUUCCAUGUAAUUUCCUAAUUAUCUGUAUUCAUCUUCACAGAAAUUAAUAUCACAGGACUCAUUCAAUUAAGUGGGCAGGUAGCCUGAGACCCACCUUCCUAUAUAGGCAAAGAGUUUUAGAUUAUAUCAAAUCCAUCUCUUCUCAACUCUUUACAUUUGAGCAAGAGCCUCCAGGAUGGUACCCUUCAGAUGGACUAUAAUUUACAGUAGCACCUCGGGUUAAGUACUUAAUUCGUUCCGGAGGUCUGUUCUUAACCUGAAGCACCACUUUAGCUAAUGGGGCCUCCUGCUGCCACUGCACCGCCGGAGCACAAUUUCUCUUCUUAUCCUGGAUCAAAGUUCUUAACCUGAAGCACUAUUUCUGGGUUAGCAGAGUCUGUAACCUGAAGUGUAUGUAACCUGAAGCGUAUGUAACCAAGGUACCACUGUACAUACGUCAGCAUGGCUGAUUGGGAAUGAUGGGGAUUGUAGUCUAAUAACUUGGAGGGCACCAUAUAUGCUGCCACUGCUUUUGCAUAUCUUACAUAAUUCACAGGGCACUGUAGCCUUCUUUAGAAGUUGUAUAUAUGCUCCCACACGCUUUCACAUUGCUCCUAAAUGAGUGGCCAGCCGGCACUACUGUAUUAGGGAUUUAGACAAUUGGCAUUUCUUCACUUUCCCAUCACACAUUCACUGAAUAUGUAGAAUUGCCUAAAGAAGUCUGCCCUUAUUAUUAUUCCAAGUGCUGUUGGUUAAAGAUAACAAAAUUAUGGUUGUGUGCUCACAUAUUGUAUCUUAUCUGAUCUUUCCAGAGAUUGUAUUGCUUCUAAGAAAGUUUAGACACCCACCCACCCAGUUUUCUUUUCAAUAUGCAGUUUACACCAAAAACAAGUUGCACCUGAUAUUAGGGUGGGUUGGUUUUCAAAGGAAAAUAAAUAAAUUGCUUACAAUUGUUUACUUCCCAGGAAAACGCAACUUAUCUAACAUGGAGCACAAGCAACUUAUCUACAAUGUGUUUGUUCCCAAUAUUAUAAAUCCUGUAUCCUGUAUUUUUAAAGAGCCAAGCUCCAACCCUGUUUAUUUUAUGAGGAAUACAAAAUUCAUACUUCCUACAGUCUUGAGAAUACUGAAGUUACUCCCUUGGUGUUAAGUCACCCUGAUAUAUUUUAAACUAAUGCAACAACUUGAACAUAUCCCUGUUGAAAAAGUUUUUGGUGCACUGCCCUGGCUCAUUUACAUUUUGACUGCACAAAAUACUGUUUGAAACUUCAGCAGACCUUUGAUCAAAAAUAAUGUUCACCCAGCAACCCGCUUUUAAGUGCAGAUUCAAGACUGAGAAGUGGAUGUCAUUGCUUUGGCAAAGGUCCCAUUUUGUGGCAUUCAAAACAUAGGCUGCAAUCUAACUUUUGACCUUGUUCUCAUGAAAGGGUUAUAGAGCCAGCAGAUGCCUCUGCUAUCAGGAGUAGAGGAGGGAGGCAAUUUUUGAUUGUCCCUCUCCGGUCUAUAGUCCCCACAACCCUUUAAAAUGAGCUUAAGAGAAUUUGGUGGAAGUUGACAUGGGAGGGGGCUGCAAGUGAAAAAGCUAACUAGACAAAACAAUUCCUCCACUCCCCUUUGGUUAGCAGAGAGAUCCUCUGGAUCAAAAGACUUUCCAUGAGUGUUAAGGCAGGGCUGGGAAACAUGUGGCCCUGCAGAUGUUGGAUUCCAGCUCCCAGAUGCUGCAGGCAGCAGGGCUAAUUAUCAGGCAUGACAAGACUUGGAGUCUAAUAACAUCUCAAGAGCCAUAGGUUCUCCUGCCCUGAUGCACCGGUACAUAAUACAUUAGCAUACUACUAAGGUUAUGUAGCUUGAGUAAAUCUGCCACAAAAGGAAUUGCCUUUACUUGGAAAGUUGUUUCACACGGAAAUAUUUCGACAAUGUUUUGCUGAGUGUAGCAAGCAUUGCAUGAUACAAUGUUUUAUGGUCUACUGUUUUCAAAUCCAUUUCACAAUCCAACAAGUUACUUUAAAAAGCAACAGUUGUCUUUGAAAGUUGCAUGUUUCUGAUUUUACUUUAGUACUUGUUACUAAAAUUAGUUAUUGUUGCUAAAAUACCUACGAAUCAUCUGAAAGGAUUUGUGUUUUUUUUAAAGAACUUAAGGAUUUAAGAAAAAUCAAGAUUUCUUUUGUCACAUAAUGUUUUCAUACGGAUGUUUUCCAUUGGCUUGCUUCUCCUUACCCACACGUCAUUAGAAGCCAAAUCUGGGCCAGGACAGCUUUUAAAAAUUGUUUAAUUAGGUGCAGAUAUAAAUCACCCCUUGUGUUUAGUACAUUUCAUACUGGGGGAGGGGGAGUCUGCAGUAUGACUAUGCAUAUGAAAAGAAAUGGAAGUUCACCUAUGUUUGUCAAUAGGAUCAGAUUUAUUCAUUAGAUAUAGUAAAAUGUAAUGUGCAUGGGAGCAAUUGGAGGCAUUCUUUUCUGUUAAAUGGGUGACUUUUUAUUUUAAUUUUUUUCAAGAAUGGACAGUCUGCUUCAAUAAAUCAUUGUGGUCUCUAUUAUGCUGGUUCUGAAUGGAUGCAGAUGCUAACUGGACCAAAGUGAUGGCUUUUACAGUUCAUUGGGGAUCUUGUGAGGGGGGAAAAGCAAUUUGCACUGAGUGAAGUGAAGAAAAUUUCCAUUACUAAAUUGCUCUGAGCUCUAACUGCAAGGAGACACCACUGAUUUUCUUAAAUCCCUGUAUGUCUGUGUGGAGGGAAGAAUUGGGGAAUAAAACAAGCUUUUGCCUGCAUACCAUCUUUGAGGCAGGGAAGAAAAUUAAGAGCUUUAUUUGGGAGAAAACAGGCAGUGCUCCUGACAUACUAGGUUUAUAACAGAGUCUGAAUUACUUUCCCUCCACAUAUUUAUCUAUUUCCUUCUCUGUUUCCGGCAAUACAUUUUGCCAGAGUUUAAACAUACAUUUCUGCUGAUCUUCCUCAGGAUAGAAACCCCUUUGCCAAUAUUUUUGGGACUGUGGGCAUGUUUGAAAAGCAGAGAAACGGUUGUGGUAGCACACACUCAACACAAUCAUACACUUACUGGGUUUUCAACAUCGCGAUAUAUCACCAGCUAAACAUUGCGAUAUACUGAUAUAUCACAAUGUCUGAAAUAAGGAUGGAGCUUUGUAGAGGCAUUGGCUAGCUUCAUGGUUUUCCCCACAUUGUGAUUUUUGCAUAGCACACACACGUACACACACAUCAUGAUUAGCAAUAUAUUGCCAGGUCGAAAAUCAUGAAAUGGAUUUGAAACCGGUUUUGGAUGAUAUAUUGCCUAGCCCUAACACACAACAUGAUUUGUGAUCUAUUUGCCAGGUCAAAAACUAUGAAAUCAAUAUCAGAAUAUGGACUUCAAACCAGUUUUGGACGAUAUAUAUCAUGGUAUAUAUCAACAUAUCACUCAGCCCUACUCAUUAUAACCAGGCACAUGAACACACACUCACUGCCCUACUCCCAAGCUUUAUUGGGAGGGGGUGAUUUCUCAUGGAGUGUGCAACUGGAGAGGCAAUGUUCAACCAUGUCAGACCUGCUGCAGUCUGAGGAAGAUUCCCCCCCCCCCCACAUGCCUGCUUCCAUUAGCCUCGGGAAAAAGCCAUCUAUUUGAGCCAGUGGAAGGCUUUUUUCCCAGCCUCGUUGCAGGGGGAGAGGGAAUAUUGAGGGUGGGAAUUACAGCAGGGGAAGAGCUACAUGAGCAUGCUCAGUGUUCGAAACUCCCAUUGUUCUAGGUGCAUUUUGCAACAGGGAAUUUCAUUAGCGCGAGCAGCUUCUGAGCUCUGGGGGCAGUACUGCACCUAAGAUUUCAGAUUAAUACUGCAGAGUGGAAGGAAAGGGGGACCUUAUUCUGCCUCCCCACUUCCAGCUACUCUCUGAAGACUGGAGGAGAGACCCUCUUAAGAAUAUUAGGGGGGUGGGCAGGGGAAGGACUAGACCAUGUGAAAAACGAACAUAAUAGUUUAGCUGCAGUUCAUUCAUUUUCAGCUUUGUAUUCUUGUUACAAAAAAAAAAAGGUGUGCCUAUAGAUUCCGUUUUUGCGCCCAAAGCCUAGGUUCAAGGUGCCGUUUAGCUCCUGGCUUUAGUAUCUCAGUUUCUAACACUGAGCAUGCUUCUUCUGAGUUUAAUUUCAGCAGGGUAAGGAGUGGGAUGCUAUGGGUACUGGGAAAAAGCCAUCUAUGCCUACAGGCACUGUGUUAGCGUCCCAUGCAUUAGCAGCCGAGUCCAAAUAAACAUAGUGAUAUUCCUUUCGCUUAUUGGGGUAAAAAAAAAAGUUGUUGUUUUAACAUUUCCUGUCAGUAGUAGACUAACAACUAUGGGUGGGCUUACUGUAUAAAAUGCUUCUUCAUGUUUGUCUCGUAUGCUGGAAAGAAGAGAGAAAGUUGGAAAUAGAAACCCCUAUUUGUUUCCAAGUAUAGAUACUUUACCAUGUUGUUUGCUGGUCAAAUUGGGGAUUCUUUCAAGGGUGAUACCAGAAGUUGGUUAUGUUCCAUCCCUUGCCCGUCCUUCACUCACAUUACUAUUGGUAAGAACUAUUGGAGAACUGGUAUUUAUUUCAAUGCAUGAUUUUCCAGGUUCAUUUACCAAAUUCUGCUUCCAGGGUGUCAUAUUUACUUCGAGGUAUAGCUUCGAAAUACAACUUCGAAGUAUAGCUUCAAAGUAUAACUUUGAAGUAUGGGACAUGGGUGGUGCUGUGGUAUAAACCACUGAGCCUAGGGCUUGCUGAUCGGAAGGUCGGCAGUUCGAAUCCCCGUGACGGGGUGAGCUCCUGUUGUUCUGUCCCUGCUCCUGCCAACCUAGCAGUUCAAAAGCACAUCAAAGUGCAAGUAGAUAAAUAGGCAGCGCUUCGGCGGGAAGGUAAACGGCGUUUCCGUGUGCUGCUCUGGUCUCGCCAGAAGCGGCUUAGUCAUGCUGGCCACAUGACCUGGAAAAACUGUCUGCGGACAAACGCCGCAACCCCAGAGUCGUCUGCGACUGGACUUAACUGUCAGUGGUCCUUUACCUUUACCUUUUUAUAGCUGUCUCAUGGCUUACUGUCAUGUAGUUAGCAUUACAGUAUCAAUUGAUCACUUGGCAGAAGGGUAAAAAUUCCCGAGCAGCACGUCAUUGUGUUAAUCUUAAUGAUUUAAAUCUUUAGUUAUUUAUGAUGAAAGGUCAUGCAUCACCUUUCUGUCAAAACAUAUGCAGCACCUGAACUUAAAUUGCAUUCGUUGCAAAAAGAUGUUGGGCUGCAAAGGGAAGAAAGAAUGUUCUCUCCAGUUUGUGUUAGGUUUCCCCUGGUUAUGUGUGAUCAACUACACAUUUCUGGGUAAAUAUACAAAGAGUAACAAGCUUGCCAUGCUGCAGGAUAAAAUGACAAGAUGUGCUUCAUGAAAUUGCUAGCCUAGAAACCAUAAUUGUUGUGGCAUAUUACUUUGCAUUCAAAGGAAUACUUGUGAUUUUCUCCUGUUGAAAACAACUAAUGGAAAGAUGAAGUCAUUAUAUUCUGAAAGCAGAAGAGGUAAAGUACAGCAGAAAAAUAACAAGCAGGCAAAACUCAAAAUAUAUGCUGUUUUUCUAGUUGGAAGCUUUUCUAGGGAUAAGGAAUAAAAGCUAUAAAGGGUUGAACGGAACUGAGAAGCCACAAACAGGGAAGGGAUUAAUUUUUUUUAAAAAAUCACUAAUGGGUCUUAAUAUGUUACCUGUGAAAGAUUUUUGUUAAAGAUUACUUCAAGUUACAUGUAAUGCUUGCCCAUUUACAGAUGUUAAUUUACAGCACAAUCCUAAGCAGGCCAGCUGAGAACUAAAUCCUAUUGAAUCAAGUGGAGUCUACUUCUUGGUAAAUGGGGUUAGGAUUGAAGCCCUAGACAUUGUAUCAUUCUAUACAAUUUCAGCGCUACUUACGGUUUUCUGAUUCUGUUUUUUUUAAAAAAAUUAUUUGAUAAGGCCAAAUUCAUAAGGAAAAUCUGUAUUCUCUACCACACACACAGACAGAUGGAUAGAUCAAGUACUGCCAGCUUUCCUGCUCAGUGAUUAUUGAACUUUAGCAUGGGGAAGGGGUGAUCUGAAAUCUCUCAGCAUCACAGUGAGGAUCCUCACCAUCACUAUCAUUAUUAGGUAAUUCAGUUUAUAUCCCCUUCCACUCAAAGAAGCCAAAGGUGGCAACAGCAUGUAGUUCCCACUAGUUCUCUGUCCUUUUUUUCCAUGUUGUUUGUUGUUGUUCAGUCGUUUAGUCGUGUCUGACUCUUCGUGACCCCAUGGACCAGGGCACACCAGGCACUCCUGCCUUCCACUGCCUCCCGCAGUUUGGUCAAACUCAUGUUGGUAGCUUCAUAAGGUAAAGGGUAAAGGGACCCUUGACCAUUAGGUCCAAUCGUGACCGACUCUGGGGUUGCGGCGCUCAUCUCGCUUUAUUGGCCGAGGGAGCUGGCAUACAGCUUCCAGGUCAUGUGGCCAGCAUGACUAAGCCACUUCUGGUGAACCAGAGCAGCACACGGAAACACUGUUUACCUUCGCGCUGGAGCGGUACCUAUUUAUCUACUUGCACUUUGCUGUGCUUUCGAACUGCUAGGUUGGCAGGAGCAGGGACCGAGCAACGGGAGCUCACCCCGUUGCAGGGAUUCGAACCGCUGACUUUCUGAUCGGCAAGUCGUAGGCUCUGUGUUUAACCCACAGCGCCACUUGCAUCCCGGUAGCUUCAUAGGGAAUGCCAAAUUGGGUUGGAGAGCUGGUGGGUUACCAGGAAAGUCUUGGUGGGACACAGCAACCUAGCUUCUGACCAAACCCAUAGUUAGUGUUAACACAUAGGCAACCCUCUAUUUGUGCAGGGGUUGUGUUCUGGGUCAUUGUGCAUGAUGACAGAAUACACACAGGCCCACUCCACCCUGUUCUACCCCCGCCCCCAUUCCACCCCUCUUUCUGGCCACUUCUGGGUCAUCGCGAUACACAACCAGUUGAUGUCACACGUCUAUUGGUUGCACAUAAAUCGGCCAUGGCCUGUACUGAAUAUAUAAUGCUUAAACAUCUCUGAAAAUGCACAUGAGAAAAUGUUCCCAAUCUUGUUCCCAAUCUUGGUAGGGUAUUCGCUCUAUGUAGGCAUAACAUCUUUUUAUGUGGGAAGUGUUUUAAAUUUUAUACCUGCAACUGCUUUAAUGUCACACCCUGUGGGAGCACAUUUGCACUCCUCAUCUAAUCAUAAGUAGACACAGAUAAUAAGCCUCCUUAUACUAUGAUGCGCCUCAUCAUGAGAGCGACACAAGCAUGUUUUGUGACUGUGGAAAGUAGAUUGGGUAUCAGUAUCCAGGCACUAUCUCUUUUUUCUGUAGGAAAGCUGUUGUAGAAAAGAAAAAUGGGGGGGGGGGACAAAACCAGGAGCGAAAUAUUUUAGCUAAUUAUGAAGGGAAUUAUUUUCUUUGUUCAUAUAGAAACUCCUUUAAUGUGUUGAAAAAGUGCAGUAAUGAUGAGAUCUGGAAUUCAUUCUGCUCUGCAUCAUCAUAAAGGGGGGAAAACCCUUGGAUGGCAUUUUUGCCUACAGGCUGCUGAGAGCUGAUUAUUCUUCUAAUCAGAGCCGUCACAAUCAGGGGAGACAAUUAGCUAGGUUAGGUCUCUGCUGAUUUCUCAUAUGGCCCUUAGCAUCAGAUGGCCUUGAGCACUCUUGAAUCAUGCCAACAAGUAUUUCGAUAGUCUGUAUUCAACUCCACCUGCUGUCAUUAGGACUCUUUUUAUCCCUUGAAGUGCUUGAUUUUGUGCAUACUUAUUUAUAUUAAACUCAGACUGAAGGAACUUGCUGUCUUUCAAAAGAAAGAGCCUUCCAGACUUGACAAUAACCGCUGAGUUUAAACACCUGAUUGAUGCUCUGAAAUUCAUGAAUUGAAAUGUGUGAUCUGCCUGUAUGUCUGGCUUGCCUUUUUCUUUUAAAGUACAAUAACAUGUGUUUAAUGGAUAUAAUUUAAAAUUUGCUGGGUGCAAUAGGGACCAACAGCAGUUGGCCUCAGGGUCCUGCAGAGUUCUAGUUUUCCUACAGUAAUCAACCAGAGGCACGUGGGUGUAUCGUGUAAGUGGGGAUGUAGAUCAAACUGCAGAACACUUUGGUGGGUGGGUGAGAUCGCUCCCAAUUCUUCCUUUCUAGCCAUGAGAGACAGCAGUCACCCAUCUCACCUUAAUCAAACUGGGCUUUCAAUGUUUGUACUCCACAAAGGAGCAUGCCACAUCUGGAUGGGCAGCAUGAGCAAUGGAAGUUUUUAGAAAAAAGGUUUUCGUAUAUAAAAUAACAAAUGCCCUUUAUAAAGUAAAACGUCCUUUUCACAGAAGAAAGUUGAGGAUAUAAAAAGACUUCCAUCUGCUGAAUAUAUUGCCUAAAGGUUUGGUGAAGGCCAAAGUCUUGAGUCUUUUGCUUCUGGGAACUUGGAAGACCUAAUUGCCUCCCUGUAGUUUUCAAAUUGAAGGAGAUUUAUCAUUCAAACAAGACUCUGCAGAUCUUUUGUUACCAUUGGGUUUUAGUUGAGGAAAGCAGGUGUAAAACAGGUUUGCUUAUGCGUGCUGUGCUGUAAAAUUCCCACAGCAGGUGUUAGGCAGCAAAGAGACAACUUCUUGGGGCCUUCAAACUGUGACACUGUGCAAAAUUAAGCCGUAAAGGUUGUCAUGGUUAAGAUCAUUGAUUGGCCAGCACUUGGAAAGUCUAAUGUACAUUUACUGUGCAAAGGAGGUAACAUAAUGGUGGCUGCUCAGGAAAUGCUUUACGCUCUAGUUUUUAAGACCUUUUCACAAAUGUUUCAACUAAAACUUCAGGUGAGUGAUGGACCCAGACAUAAUUUCCAUUAAAAAUAUCUUGAAUGCUAGUCCCUCGUGGCAAUCUACUAUUCUAAUCAUGCUCUGGGUGCAACAAUUCCUCAUUUCUAAGGGGACAAUGAUUGAAAGGUAUUUUUAAAAUAAUUAUUCAGAGGCUAGGAACCAAGAAGGCCUGGAGAGAGACCGGGAACCAGCAAGGCCCGAAGAGUAUCAUUGGGCUCUGCAUACAGAGCAGUGUCCCAAAAUGCAUUCUGUCAUCUUCAUCUUGUACAGCAGGAAGCAAUUCUAGGAAGGCGGUAUUUAGUGCUCAUUGCAGAAUAUUCAACAGAUGAAAACUGUUGAAGGUAGAUUUUAUGUUCAUGCCUCUAAUGCUGCAAAUUUCACUGGGGGAAAAAUCAAACCUGGAUUUAAUCUACAAGUGCAGCCUAUAAAUAAAAAUGGGUGCAGUAAAGACAAUGAUUCACAUCUACAUAUGACAAUACAAUAUAAAAAUGUGCACAUUACUUGCAGUUUACAUAGAACAUUUUGCUACAGAUGUGCUUCAGAGGAAUUACUGCUGACAUUUUUGUUAGUGUGUCAUUGAAUUCAGGAGGAUUCAAUAGAAUAUUUGCAUACCCAAAAUGAAGUGGUUCAAUCAAAGGAGUCUUGCUCCUUACUCCAUAUGGCCUUCCAUAAGCCAGCCCCAUUCCUGAAAGUGGGCUGGAACUAAUAUAUUGUGUCAUGAACAUGGUAAGGGGACAUACCUUAGGAUUUAUGCACCAGCAGAUCUGUCAGAGGAGGCAUGGAACUGGAAGAAGAUAUUUUUAAGCAGGAUUUCAGGUAGAAACAUACUAAAGUCGUCUUUGUUGGUGGAACAUUAAGAACAGCUUCAUAAACUUGACUUCUUGUUGCAAUCAAAAGUCUGUGUCAGUGUUUAAGUAUGGUGUGCAAUUGUGUAAGAUUGGAGUUAACCAGUUUUAUGCUGUCUGUGGUUUAUGUUGUGUGAGCUGGUUAGUUUUUGUUUUCAAAACUUGUAUACAAGGCUUCUUAAUAUAUAUAUAUGAUAUGUUGCACAGAUGUAUAUGUGGACAGUCGCAGUCAUUAUUUUUUGUUACAUACUAUGCAAUGUUAAAAUGAGGACCUAAGAACCUAAUUACUGUAAGUUUCAGAAAAGCAUUUUAAUAGACUUUUUCCUGUUGGAUUUGCUUCAUUCUCAUUCAUCAAUAAUAUUGUAUAGAAGAGUAGAAAUACAAAUUAUAAAAGCUAUUGGUGUCAGUGUCUGUGUAAAUUGCUUAGGGAAAGGCAAUGUGAAUUACGGUUGAUAUGAAUCAAUCGCACUGAAGGUCAUUAUGAAUGUUGUGCAAGUGAUUUUCCUUUUGGCUUUUUGAGUGUGAAAAGCAAGACCUUUCUGCAGAUGGGCCAUUGUUCUCCAUAACCAUUAAUAGAUGUCAGUGAAUGCCUCGGGGCAGGGUUAACAAAUACCAAUCAUUGUCGCAUUCCAUCAAAUCUGAUGGACUGUAGCUCUUAAGUUAGACACAUGGUCAACACAUGUUAUGCAGCUCAUGUCUGCAUUGUUUAGCACCAUACCCAUGGGUGCUUUUUCCUUUUUGCUGUUUUGUGCCUCUCAAUUAACUCUUAGAACUGAAGUUUUAAUGUAGGAAUCAAAGAGUUAUAAUGUCUUAAUAUCAGUUCACUGCAUUUUUUUGUAUUAUGCUAUGAUAUAAUUAGUUGUGGAAUGUAGGGUUCAGACAUGUACUCCCCCCUCUGUGUAAUAUUCUAAUGUACACAUUUAUUUGUUUCUCCUAAAAAUAGACAUCAUAGACAUCAAUGGCCAAAAUAACAAAUUAUGUACAUAUUUACAGAGACAAUUAUAUACAUGCAUACCAGUAUGUUCUAAAGUGAUAGGAUGUAAUACACUGUUGGUUGCUAAAUAUUGUUAUCUACACUGCAUGAACAGAAAUUCAAUAGCAGGCUUGCCUGUCCCUGCCUUCCAUCCCUAAUUAGAGCACAUGAUAUUCGGGAAGGCAGAACGUUUCUGAAAAGAACAUUUGACUAAUACCUAAAUCUGGGUAAAAUAUAGAUGGAAAGCAGUAGGAGAAAGGUAGAUUGGAACUUAGGGUAGCUAAAAAAAAGAAACAACUCUACAAAGCUCCUCCUCCCAGCUGUGCAGGAAGGGGGGGAGUAUAUGAGUCCGAUGGUUGCCUUGGGCUCACUGAUGUAGCACUAAGCCGUGGUUUAGGCAUGCAAACACUGCUAGCAUUUGACAGCAAAAUCUGUGGUGGUUAAUUAUGAGCUUCCUUGCUGCUGCCAAAAAUAAAGUGGAAUAAAUGUUGUGAGUCAGACCCUAAGUACUACUGGAUAGAACUAAUGUGAAGGAAGUAAUUGGGAACUGAAAUUCAUGAGAGCGCAUAUCUGUAAAUCAGCCUGGCAAAGAAGUUGGCAUAGACUUGGAUGUUGGGUUUCUGUAGCUUGGAAACAGACUGCAAGCGAUCGCUGAUGGACCUCAGUAUCUGCUUGGGUGUGAUCGCCUGCAGUUUAUGUGACUCGGGCCAUCGAUACUAAAGUUCAGCUCAUAAGUCUAAAUGAUGCCUUUGAAAGAAUAAAAGCUUGUCUUGUACUCUUCCCCCUCCCAUCUCUCUCCAUCCCCCUCACUAAGCUAAAUGCCCACAGCAAUGAAAAAUCAAUAGGCAGGUAGAGGUUGCCAUUGCAGGGAUUAAAGCUAUUGGAGCUGGGAGAAUUUGAGGAUGAGAGCUUGAUCUCCUUGGAAUCGAUGCUCUGACAUGUCACACAGCAUGAAUGUGCCCCUGAUUGCCCUCUUGCUUUAUCAUCCAUCUGCCUUGGCACAACUAUUCUCCUGAAGCCCCGCGGCCUGGACAUGCACACACUUCUUAAGGAUGGGACAAGAAGUCCCAAAGAUCAAGAGGUGGCUUAUGUGUGUUUACAUUGAAGAGCGGUUGCCUUUCUUGUACAUUCUUCUGGAAAGUACCGUUUGAUCAAAAGAAGAGAGGAAAGGGAGAGAAGGGAUGUUCAUGAGAAGAUAAGAGUGUUAAGUGCAUAAAAGUGUUCCCGUAUUUGACCAGUUGGUGCUAAAGUGGCUAGAUUUAUAGAUGGGAAGUAAAUGUUGACUGUUGUUGUGGUGUGUUAUGGAAAGAGUAACUUUUUAUGCUUACAUUAUCUCUUUAUGUAUAUUGCUUUCUGCGGUGUUUGGCUGUGAUACAAGAUCCAGCUGUACGAAAAGUUAUGGGUAUGGGAUUGAACCACAGAUAAUUCAAGAAACAAGCUUGCACUUUUAAUAAAUAACUACCUUAAAAAUCAUUCUACUUAGCUUAGUUUUGUUGAUUUGCAUGUCCUUUCACGCAGUGUAGCUUGGUUUUGAUGAGAAAAGGACAUAGCAUGUUAAAAGCUUUCCAGUAGCUAUUGCGCCCACCCAUGAUUCUGUCGCCACUGUUGAUCAUUAUUGUUCUGUUCAAACCCAAGGCUCUUAUUUAUGAGUUGCUGCUCUUCUUCAGUUGAUUCUGUCUUUAAAUACAGUGCAAGAAAGGAUAAUACAGGUGUCUCUUGGUUCGAAAUAUGCAGAGGAUGCUCCUGCAUUAUUGGCAUAUUUCUUGCAGGCAUAAAAUUAAGGCUGCCCAGCUUUAAUCAGUCUGCCUAGUAGAUAGAGUAGGCAGACUUUGGUUGACUGCCCAGCAUUGGCAUAUGAAAAUUGUUUUUUUAUUGUUUUUUUAUUGUUGGAUAUGAAAAUGAAGCAACCCUUUGUUGUUGUUUUUGUAGACAUUUUGCAGUACUGUAGUAGGAAUGGUUUCUGGUAGCUUUUCCUAUGAGCAGUUAGGAGUAGCUUUUACAAUCAGGGCUAUUCCUGGCCCUACUUUGUGCACUGCAAUGUGUAUGAGAGGCCUAUUAUUAUGGAAAGGGACAGCAGGCAUUGGCACCCCACUUUUGUGCAUGCUGCUCGGUUUACAUUGUUCCAUAGAAUGUCCCUUGUGUUUUAUAUUUCAGUAUUCUAAAAAAAGGAAGAAGCUGGACUGAAGUUUUGAUAAGAUGAAGUGGAUUUUAUUUAACUGCUUAAAAGCUUGGUGAUCAUAGCAGAAGCUGAUCCAUCUUUAGGCUGUUUUCUAUGAACUGAGAUAGAAAGGGAUCUUAGUGCUCAUUUUCGGCAAUAAAUCAUUACUGUUUACCCACCCCUCCACCCUUCCAUUGUUGCUGAUUGCAUCCCACUUAUAUGAUCCAACUAAUUUGAAGCAUUCAGGUGCCAGUGCAGGGUUACAAUAGGAAUAAGAGGGUGAAGCUAGAUCUUUGACUCGUUGGCACAAUGGAAAUUGGGUAGCAAGAUAGUCUUGGCUGUUCCUGAAAAUGUGAUAGGUUGUUGCAGUCUAUUAUAAGGCAGUAAUUUCAGGUCUGAUGAAGUCUCUCAAGUACAGGGACCUGAUUCUGCUCAACUGUGUAAUUGUGAUGGAAGUGGGCCAAUCAGAGACAACAGCUUUGGCGCAACCUUUUGGGAGUUUUGUUCCAGCAGAGCAAGUGAAGGGGGGGGGGGGAAUGAGAGAAGUUACAAAUGAUAAGUUGCUCUGCCUGGUUUUGUAAUGAAAAAGUAAUAAACGGCCUGGUUUCCCAUGGAAGCCUGACGAUUACAGAGCAGCCGCAACUCUAUGCCUGUAUCCAUGUUUUAUUUUGAUCAUUGCAGCACAGCAGAGACAGGUAAUUAUCAUAAUCUAACAAUUAGCCUGGCAUCCUUUCCCAGUGUUUAAUUACCCAGAUAAAUAGUAAUUGAAUAGAGAGGACUUAAUGAUAAAAAAAAACUUUCCCUCUGUCUCAGUGCUUUCCUGGCCUGAGCGUGACUUUUUAGUACUGUUAUUGUAGAGGUCUUAUUAUUACUUUAUAUCCUGCCUUUCUUCCAAGUUGGGAUUCAAUGCGUGUUAACAAGAAGGUACAAGACAUUCUUAACUACACUGGGACAUAAAACAGACGAUCUAACAAUGGUCAUCAUCCUGGUACUUCACUACCCUAAUUUAUUUGUUUUGUCCUACUUGAUUUUUUUUUAAAGUAACAAAAUGUAACCUUUCCAAUAUGCUGCCUUCUGCAACUAGAAUAAUGCAUUGCUUUUUUAAAAAAGUGAAUAGAACUGAAAUUAAUACUUUGUCUGAUUAUUCCGUUGUUCUUUGAGUUGGAAUCAAUGAUGUUUUCAGCACUGCCUGUGAACAGUUUAUUGGGAGGCAUGGCAAUUCUGACAAAAGGGCAUGAUUUCUUUAAAGGAGCUUGUUUAUGGGUAUUUCUGAAAUAGUGCUUUUGUAUAAAUUCUCAGCAUCCAAAUGAUAGACGCAAGCACUAUUUCUGCAAUAUCUUUAAAUAAAUUGUUUUAUCCUCCAGCAAGCUUAAUUACUAACCUCUAGCUUUUUAAAUCAUUACGUGGGAGAGAGUAUUGAGAAAAACGAAAAUGAAUGUAUUGAGCUGUUCAAAAGAAUAAUGGAGUGAUGAUUCUUCUGUUGAGAGCUCACAUUGGGUGGUAUUUGGAUGUAUCUUGAACGUUGGCUGACUUAUGGGUUUGAAUUCAUAUACUCCUCAAGUAAUCUAUAAACCACUGGCAGUCUGUUAACUAAGCUACGAGAUGGGUGGUUUGCAGAGCAAUGCUGUACUACAGUGGAUUUGGUUGAGGCAGAGAUACCCCCUGCCCAGACAAAUAGUGGACAGACAUGAUAGCUAGUGGGGACUUCUAAAAUAGGGCAUUUUGGAGGAAAGGGGUAGGAUUGAACCAGGACAGGACCUGCUGGAUCCUGUGCAGCAUAGCUGUCAACGUUUCCCUUUUUUAAAUGGAAAUUCCCUUAUUCCGAAUAGGAUUCCUCGCAAGAAAAGGGAAAAGUUGACAGCUAUGUUGUGCAGCCAUCACAUGCCAGCAACAGGCCCCAUCCAAGCCUUUUCACUGGCACAGCAAAGAGAAUUCCCUUCCUUCCUCUGCCCAACCUUCCACCUUGGAAGGUGUGAGCAGUAGCGUUGUGGAUGUGGUGGUAUUCACAGCACACUAUUAAUCCCAUCACUGCCAUCCAAGGGUUUGGAUUCAGCACUUUAUGUAGGUUUAUAUAUGAAAUGCAUUUAAACAUAAUCCUAGGAGUGCAUCUAAUAGCCUUGUUCAGCUGACAGUAAGGGGAAUAAACCAGUUUUUGGCGAUUUCCACAGGUGGCAUUGUUGGACACAGCCUUCAGUGUUUUAUGAUAGGCUUCUAAGUUUAAUAUAAAAAACUUCUUCAAGUAAGAUAUAUAAUUGUGCAACUGUAUAUUGUAAUAACUUUUUCACACAACAGCUGUUAAUUAAAUUAGCAAUGUUAGGACGAGACAUAGGAGCCAACUCCUAGGGGCCAAGGUCCCUUUGUCCCCCCUAUAAAAUAUUUGGGUGGUCCCCCUUAAAAAUUAAUAGGCAUUGCUAUUCGUGUGUGUGUGUGUGUGCGCGCGCGCCAUGUCAUGUGAUCACUUAUGUGUGUGGGGCCUUACCUGGGCUCCCCCAAUAUUUUAUUCAAGUUGACACCCCCGGGGCGAAAGUAUUGUUACCCAAUUCAAAUGUGAAUAAUCAUUUACCUGAUUUGUCAGUCUAAAGAUUCUGAGAUCUGAGGAAGAAUGCCAUCCUAAUACUUAUAAUGUGCUUGUGUUUAAACAGGAGGAUUUUUCCUUCUCUGUAAAGAAAACUCUCUUCCAUGAUAUCUGAAAAUAGAGAGCAGUUUGAAACAGAGGUGCUGCUGCUAGCAUAUGCACCUUAAAACACAGAAUAUGACUAAUAUAUAUUCUUUGUAUGGGACAAGCCACAAGCAGCAGCUAUUGCCAUUCUUUAUCCAUCUAUAUGAUAAUGGGCAAUUAGUGUCAGUGGUGCUAUUUUUUAUGCCAGGAUUUUAUACUGUUUAUUUUUUUAACGGAGGGAAGUGAAAGAGAGAGCAACAUGCAAAAAAUGCUACUGCAUUCUAAAUAUCUAGUUAAGCAGACCUCUUAUAGCCAUAGCCAACAAAGUUUAUUAGAUUCAAGACAAGACUCGCAUAUGCUUCAGAAUUACAAUUAUGAAAAAAUGCACAUGGUACGAGCCGUGCCUGCAUUUUGUAAUGAUGGAUAAACACCAGAGCACAGGAAUUAAUUUCAAAACAUUUUGUCAGUCUUGAGUAUUUCUUUGGUUGAAAGUGUCAGCCCCCCAUAUUCAGCAUUCCUGCAGCUGAAACAAAUAGGAGAUGUCUGAGAAGCACGUAUCCUUACAUCUGAUGAUCUGAACCAAUCUUUGCUGGCCUGGAAUCAAUAUGAAUUCUUAUUUGCUUGCUGCAGAGGUGCCUUGGCUGAGGAGCUACUUAACUGUCUCAGGCUUUGCCAUGCCUUUUUAGAGCUUUACUGCCUAUUAUCUAACUCAGUAGCGUGCAAGUUUCCAUGACACUGUAUGAACGUCACCUGACUGAAUGUAAAGGUUAAUUGUGGUUGAAGAAUAGCAGUGCGUUUUCUUGUAUGUAACUGAUAAUGUAAGGAGGCAAAAUGCAUUAUUUGGAGUGGGGGGAAACACUUGUGGUUCAGGAAUUUUAUUUUAGCUCUCUAGCCUAUUCAUUUUGAAGAAAAGACUGACUUAUUCCUUCCUUACAUUAUAGUCUCAGCUAGCUUUGAGUAGGUGUGUGUAUUCUGAGCUUUCUACAUGGAGUAGACGUGUAAGAAGUUAGUUGCCCAACCUAGUGACAUUUGGGGACUCAUUUGCAUACUGUUUAGGGGAAUCUACAAGAUUGGGGUUUAAAUGACAAAACCAGGAAAAUCUGUAGCCUCUGUGAAUACUGUAGAAGAGCAUACAGUUUGCAUUCUAGCAAAAUGUGAGGAAGCAGCUGUACAGCCUGCUUUUUUUAUCAUCUUCUCAAACAUGUUUGUAAACUAAUUUCUUCUUUCCUACACUGUUGCACUUUUCAGUCUUGGUUUAGAGCAGGUAAAUUAGUUUUGAACUGAAACAUUCAUCUCAUUCUGAUAGCUGGCUAUUUUUCUUAAAGUAUACCUUAAAUGUAGUUUCUGAAAGUUAAAAAUGCUUCCUUUGAAUUCAAGAUGGGGUUUCUGAGGAGGAAAUAAUGACUUUUAGCUUUGAUCUAGUAAACUAGGCUUUCUGUUUGCUAAUCAAUAUAUUCAAGUUUCAGAUAUGAUUUACCGGUAAAUAGUCUGGGUUUUUGGAAAGAAUUUAAAAUUGCCUGAUACUAAUAAAAUGAAAUAUAAAAUGUAUAAGCUCUCUAGCAAAUAGCUUUAAUUAGUAGCCAUCCACUUUAGUACUUACACACUUAAUGCAAAUAUCCAAAUAAGGAUGGGAAUAAGUUGCCUCUUGCUUCUCAGCCUUGAGUAGCUACGUUGCCCCUUCUAAAUAUUGCUUUGAUUAACUCAUAAUAUGAGAGGUCCUGAUCUUCUUUCUGAAAUUUAUCAUUCCUCCAACAAACCUGCUGUAAAUCCCCAUUGGCAAAAUUCAAGGGAACACAGAGGGCAAAUAGCUCCAGGGAUUAUAAUUUUCAGUGGGGUGAAAUCACAGGAAGAAAGGUUUAAAAUUCCUUCUCUGAUAUACGGCAGCCCUGUCCAGUAUCAGGGAUCUUCAUUGCUGCUUUUUGUCAAAGAAAAAGGCUCUAGGAAUUCCAGUCAUGGAAAUCCCUCAUCUACUUUGCCUUAGUGGUUAUGGCAGAUAUGAGUUCUGAAAUAAAGUCCCUUUACUGGGUUUCAAGAGAAAACCAUGUGGUGAUGUGCACUGGCCAGAAUUAGAUUUAGCAGGCUUUUGUUCGUACACUAAACACAAUUUCUCCUUUGUUAAAAACCUAUUUUAUGGUAGCUAAAUGAUUGUAGGAGAUGAAUAGAUUGCUCUGAAUAUAUCCUUGGAGAAGACCCAAUGAUCAUUGCUUCCCCCCCGCCUCACCGCCCUAAAUUGGAUGGAAGUAUCAAGUUGGCAGAUUUCAGGUCCAUCAGGUGCUUAAAAUAUGUGCCUCAGGUGAAAAGGGACAUUAUAGUUAAAUAUGUCACGGUAUCUUUAUUACUAUCUCUGCACUUUACAGUGGCUGCUGUCGAGGAACAGAAGCCAUAUGUAGUGAUAAUGUGGUGGUAAGAAUAAGUACAGACUGGAAAGAAUAGCUGGUAGAAGUCGAUGCUUGUCUCUGUGGAACUAUAAGGUAAAAGGGUAAAGGACCCCUGGAUGGUUAAGUUGGCAGAAGCUGGGACAGAGUAAUGGGAUCUCACGCCGUUGAAUGGAUUUGAACUGCUGACCUUCCGAUCACCAAGCCCAAGAGGCUCAGCGGUUUAGACCACAGCGCCACCCACAUCCCUGUGGAAGUAUAUAUGCUGCAGGUAUACAGUGUGGUCUAGAACCACUAUUUCACAAGACAGCUUCUGUUAACUUUAUAUUCCUACUAACAGAUGAGAAAUGCUAUGGGGGAAAACAUGGAAACAUACCUUUGAACCACUAAGGCACUCUAAAUUUAGAAGGGAAUCACUUGGAGGGCUUUAGGUGAAAUGUGGACCAUAUCAUGCAACCAUGACUAGUUCACUGAAAAGUUAUGCAUACUUUCGAAAUGUCCACAGUGGCUUAUGCGAUACCUGUGAAAAUAAAGCUUUCACUGAUGAUAUUACUACUACUACUAAUUUAUUCAAACCUUGCCCACCUGGCUGGGUUGCCCAAGCCAUUCUGGGCGGUUUCCAGCAGAAUAAAACAUCAAAUAUAAAAACCUUCCUGAUACAGGACUGCCUUCAAGUGUCUUCUAAAAGUUAUGUAGUUAUUUAUCUCCUUGACAUCUGAUAGGAAGGUGUUCCACAGGGUGGGCACUACUACUCAUAAGGCCCUCUGCCUGGCUGCCUGUACAUUCACUUCUCACAGUGAGGGAACUGUCAGAAAGCCUUUGGAGCUGGACCUCAGUGUCUGGGCUAAAUGAUAGGGCUGGAGACACUCCGUCAGAUAUACAGGACUGAGGCCAUUUAAGGCUUUAAAGGUCAGCACCAACACUUUGAAUUGUGCUCGGAAAUGUACUAGAAGCCAGUGUAGAUCAUUUAGGACUGGUGUUAUAUGGUCCCGGUGGCUGCUCCCAGUCACCAGCCCAACUGUCACAUUCUGGAUUAGUUGUAGUUUCCAUGUCACCUUCAAAGGUAGCCCCACGUAGAGCGCAUUGCAGUGGCCCAAGCAGGAAAUAACCAGGGCACUCUGGCAAGACAGUGCGCAAGCAGGUAGGGUGUCAGCCGGCAUACCAGAUGGAGCCGGUCGACAGCUGCCCUGGAAACACAAUUGACCUCCAUGGACAUCUGUGAAUCCAAAAUGACUCUCAGGCUGCACACCUGGUCCUUCAGGGGCACAGUUACCUCAUGGACCAUCUCUAACCUUUGCAAUGAAUGUAUGUUUGAUUCAUGUUCCAAGAGUGUUUUGCUGUAAAGAUGCACUCCUGUGAGUAGAGAGUAGUAGGUAGAGAGGACUCAGUGGGACUAAAUUGCUGCGCCUGGGCUGUGUGUGAAAGUUACUCUCUCAGGUGAUUGGCAAGCUUCCGUAUGCAGUGCAUACAACUCCCACCUGCAGUACACAGCUGAGAGUUGGGCGAGAAAUAUGUUGGCCCUACCUGGCACUAAGCUCCUGCACUUCUAUUACAAUGACAGUAAAAACAGCCUCACUACUGCUGCAGCUAAUACUGCUUACCACUGCUGAUAAUAAAAGUGCAUCAGUGAAAGUGCCUUGUACUACCUUUCUCAUCUGGCUCUCAUUCCAAACUGUCAGGUGAGUGCUGAUAAUUCAUAGUCUAGAAUUCUUUUAUCUGAGCAGCAGUAUCUCUUCUAUGCACUUUGGCAGUGGAGUUACAUUGCUUUUCAAAAAUAUUUCAAAGGUAUACUUUGCUUUCUUGGAUCUUGACUAAACGUUGCCAGCAGCAAAGAGAAAGCAAAGAUGAAUGAGUGUUUGUAGGAAAUAAAUGUAUGUGCCUGUAAUGAGAUUUGGUUGUGGUACAGAAGUGAUAUCUCCCAUUUGGUGUUUGUGCUGUAUGAAAGUAUGUAUAGCAUUUCUGGUUUUUCUCUUUAAUAAAGAGAGAGAUGAAACUGAGUUUCUCUCACAGUCCCCCUCCCCCCAUAUAGAAUAUAUUGAUCUGGAGGCAAUUGUAGGGCAAAGGACACAGACAGAACUGUUAGGAGUCUUGCUCCGUGUUGCAGUCAUGGGAUUGUUGUCUAUCACAUGGCGGUGUAUGUUUUCAUUCCACAGUGUGGGAAGUGAUGAAGACAGGAUGUUUAUAUUACUGUGUUUGUGAAGUGGCACUAUUGUCCUUUGUUCUUUCUCUCUUUGCUGUCUGAUGAGAAAGAGGAAGGCGCUAAGUCAGAAUGCUCCAAGUGUAUUAUAUGUAAAUAAAGUAGAUUAGCCAAAAUGCUGUGAUACUGAGUUCUGUUACGCAAACUGCAAAUACUCUGCGGAUCACUAAGUGUGCUGAUGCCUCUUGGUAUCAUGCCAGUCUGGCAUGUGUCUCUGCCAGGAGAGCAGGACAAUCCUAACAAGAACUGGUUGUGGCCCUUCAGUUAAAGGGCACUGAGUACAAAGUUAUGGCUUGAAAUAUUUCUUGAGCUAUUUCCCAUGCUUUUGACAAAGGAAAUACCCCAAGGGUAGUAUUCAACAUUGCACUAUUGCAAAGGUUCCAUCUACGCAGACAUAACAGGUUGCCUGAAGGAACAAUUCUUCCCUCCCUUGUGUGCUGUCCUGGGGGUUCUCAUGAAACACAAACACGGAGCCAAUACAGGGGAUGGGAAAGCCCCAUUGCGCAAGUGGAAGUCCUUGUGAAGGGCUUUUUCUGAGAGAGUGAAUCCUGAUCAAGAUAUUAAUUUUUUGUGACUUUAAGUAAUUUUUUUGUCGUGAAGAUUUCCUGAACUGGUUUUGUUUUGUUUUUCCUUUUAGAUUCCAGCGGGGUGACUACCAUAUUGAUGUCUGCAUCAAUGACUAUUUGGAUGUAUUCUGUCCUCAUUAUGAAGAUUCAGUGUCAGAAGAUAAGACUGAACGCUACAUCCUUUACAUGGUGAACUUUGAUGGCUACAGUUCCUGUGAUCACACUUCCAAAGGAUUCAAGAGGUGGGAGUGCAAUCGGCCUCACUCUCCGAAUGGACCAUUGAAGUUCUCAGAAAAAUUCCAACUCUUCACUCCCUUCUCAUUAGGAUUUGAGUUCAGGCCAGGCCGGGAAUAUUUCUACAUCUGUGAGUAUUUGGAGAUUUAUAAAAUGUUGUAUAGCAGCUGGAGGAAACCAUGGCAGUUUUUCACUUUUGCAAAAGGCCAGUCUGUAUGUGCUACAGAUGUGUCUUGAGUAUAUACUUGUAGAUCUUGGGAUCCCUAGAUAAAAUCACCAGGAGUAUGGGAAUAAAAAUGAGAUAUAAAAUAUGUCUGCCUUUCCCCACAUGAAACUGCAUAUCCAGCUGCAUUCAUGUGAAAUAAAGCAACGCCACUGAGGUUAUUCAAGAGAACUUCUCUUACUCCCACAUACACCCUGGUUCACAGGCAUUUAAAUAACAAUAUCAUUACAGUAAUGUUUUUCAUUUAUGAGGUUCACAUUCAGGUGCAAAGAGGUGUCCCCAAACACUUGUUGAUUCAAUAGAAUAGUAGCUACACUCAUUUUGAUGGACUGAUGUAGAGUGAACUCUAUGCUUGUAACAGUGAAGAAAUGUCAGUAUGACUCUCCUUUGAUGGUUCUUUACUUCAUAUUAUUCUUUGUGAACGGAGCAGGAGACACUGCUGAAAGUGCAGAGUACAUUUGUUAAACUUAAGUAUUAAUGUUCUUGUGAACGCAACCUCAUUAUGUUCAUUUGAACUGCUUCUCAGUUUGGAGACGUGCAAAGUGUCAUUGCAGAAAGUGUAUAGUAACAGACUAUCCACUCCAGAUAUGCAAGAUUCUUUCAUUUUUUCAAAGAAGCUGUUGCAAUGUCCUUGGCGACACAAAAAUGGUUAUCAGUGAAGAAAUGUUCCAAAUGCUAUAUCUGCAAAUAGCGCAGUCCAGCAUUAUUACAGUAAUGUCUUGGGAUAAAUGGCAAUCUUCACCAAGUCAAGGAGACUUGUUACUCAGAACAGCUGUUUCUUUGAGCAUGUGGGGGGAUGCAAAAUGCAUUGGGAGCAGGUUUUCAAGCAAAUAGUGAUGAAGGGAUUCACACACCUGCAUCCUUUAAACAAGCACACACUCCCUCACUAUCAGGGCACUUUGCCCCCCCACCCCCCCAAGGAGAUUUGAAGCUGGCUAUGGCCUUUAGGCCUGGCGUGCUCUGGUCCAUGGGGUCACGAAGAGUCGGACACGAUUAAACAACAACAUGGCCUUUAUGUGAUGCAGUGGGAGAAACAAAUCCCAGAAAAAGCAUAAGCCUUUUAGCUGCAUACGAAAGUGAUGAAAUUAGCUCUUCUUUAUCAAAGAGCUCCUUUCCUUUACCUUACACAUCUAGAGUCCAAUACUUUACAAUUAGUUUCAGCAUUGCAGUAGCCAUUUUUUCCCAGCUGUUAUUUCCUCAGUGAAACCAUUAUCUCACUAAACUGGUAGCAUCUAUUCUUCUACUUUAUGCCUUCAGUCUCAUGUUUCUUAAAAAUAAAUAGGGAAAUUCAUUCUUGCUGAAAUACAUGAAUGCUUCUUCUACUUAAGCAACCGGGCAUCACAGGAAAACGUACCUCUUUGUACUUUUGUGUGCUCGCUCUCAAUCUUACACUCUCUCCACGUGCCAAAGCGUAAUGAAAAUAAAUUGGAACAGUAACAGUUGAAUUGUUUCACUGCUUACUUUCGGAGAUGUGUCAUGUGAAAACAUGUCAGAACUAAACUCUGGUUCAUAUCCUGUUAGUAAAUAUGAAAGGAAUCCCAGUCAAGUGGAGAUGGUUGUGAAAUGAAUUAAUUUACAUCAUAUGGUACCGAUCUCACUUAUGCAAACAUCCCCCUUGACUUUGGAGAGUUUGUGUCUCUAAAGGGAUGCAGAACUAUAUCUCACUGCAGUGAGCAAUAGGUUAGGUAUUAUUGUGAACUUUGCUGCUUGAAAGUUCUAACAAUUAAACUAGCCAAGGAAAUUUAAAGUGAGGUAUAACUGGGUAUGUGCAGCAACCAAUAAGCUCCUCUUGUAUAUGUAGCGUUUGGAAGCAUCCUCAUCUGUUUUAAGAUCUGCUCUGUAUUAUUCUGAUUUGAAUCAUUAUUUGGGUCCAAUUCUGAUCUGUUAAAUUCAAAGCUCAGUUCUAUCUCUAUUGACCAUAAUUAGAAAUCUAAAGAUGGAUAUCUGGUUUUCCUCCCCUGCCUUUUCACUCAAGUGUUUGAAAUUUGCAGGGAAAUUUCUUGAGCAGGUUCAGUCUGCCAAAUCCUUUAAGGGGUUUUAAAAAUAUUACUUGAUGCUCCAUCUCUGAGGGCAGAUUUCUCUCUACCCUCACAGAGAAAAAUGUGAUCUGUCCUAUGGACUCUGGGACUCCCUCCCCAAAACCACAGGAUUGCAGGGUGCAUGUACAAACUGUUUAGUCGAAACCACUAUUUGAUUUUUAAUUUUUAAAAUUUGUAUUCUGUUUUCCAACAACUAAAGUUGAGCUAACAGCAGCUUGCAAUAAUAACAAUUGCAUUAAAUUAGCAGGCAUUCCAAUCACUGUAUGAAUAUUAUAAACAAAGUAGCAUGUAAAGAAGGCUAAAAACGAACCGAUUCAUUUAAACAAUUAAUGCAGUUCAGUACAAACUCAAGUGCUUCAAAAUAUCAGGAAUAGCUGUUGAGCACCAGCCCUGUCCCAGUUGACGUCCUCUCUCUGGGAAAGGGUUUCUUUACCCAGUGUGGCAGCAGUGCACUCCCAGGCAGCAGCAAGACCUUUCAUAGGGGAGUAGGAUAAAAAAAAUCUCAUUGCUAUGUACUAACUUGCUUAUUAGAAAAUACAGAAUCCGUUGAACUAUAUAAGCAGCACUUCGCUGCCGUUUGAAUUAAUGUUAAAAAUGCACCCUAGUGCUUGUAACACCUUUUUUUCUAAUUUGUGGUUAAAUUCAAUAUUUUUCUUUUUUAAAAAGUCAUUGUGUUUUCUAUAACAUUCAUUUAGCAGAAUCAUUUAACUGUCAAUGGUUCCCAUUAACGUAAUUGUUUCAUAGUACUUUGAAAUAUCAAGAGUUUUAUGCUCUUCAUCUAAGCUGCAGUUACUUUUUUUAAUGAAAGGUAAAAUAGCACAAAAUUAGGAAUGCAAUGAUAUAUUUUUAGCAGCAGCAUUUUGGCAUUGCAAUUGGUGAGAUUACCAUAAUUUUUUAGCCAUAUUUCAGAGUCUUAAAGUCUUAAAAAAACAUUUUCCACGCCCCGCAAAAUAUCACUGGAUCACAUCUUCUACAGCAUAACUGUGUAAUUCUUGUAUAUGAUUGAACUACAUCUUUGUAGUAUGAACUGUUCAGUGGUUUCCACUAAACAUUCCCCAAAAGAACAGAUUUUUAAAGGAUUAAACAAACAUUAGGUUAUUUGUUGCAAAUAAAUUUGAACUUGUACCUAUCCUUGGAAACACUGGCUGUUAAAUUCACUGCAUUAUCUAACAGUUAAAUGUCAAAAACCUCAAGGAAGUUGUCAUGGAUUUUUUUGCCUUCUUAUCACAUUUAUUUGAAUGUACAAGGUUAUGAAUCGGUUCAUACUUUUUUGAGUUACUGACAUGUCUUUUUAAGACCCGGAACUCUUUGGUAAGCAGUUGUUUGUUUCAGAAGUUGUAGGCUCUUAAUUUGGUUCUAGAUUGCCAACUUGUUGAACUAAACACAAAACCAAAAGGCUGGAUGAGGUUCCAUCAAUUCUAUUUGGGUUGCUGGAGGGUGCAUAAUCUUAAACAAUGAUGUUCCAUUUUUGUGUUAUUGACCGUUGCUGUUGUUUUCAUCCUUGGGAUACAUUUUUCUUCCUUUGAUCAGUGAUAGCGCUGGGCAUAUUCCCAGUCAAACAGUCCUAGAAAGCCAUCCAGGUCCAUGUAGAACUUGUCUGAGGCCCGGAGCAGGAGUCUUGUUAGAAUAAAGUCAUAAGCUCAAACACAAAAGCAGCCAUCCCUGGUGGGGAGGCCGCAGCCAGCUUAGCCCAUUGAUGCCUGGGACAGCUGCCCCCCCACUACGCAUGGGCUUGAGCCCAUGGAUUAGGAAACUUCAAAAUGGCAUCUAAAUAGCAGGUGCUCCUCUGUGAGUCAUGCUACAUGUGACAAGUCAAAAGUGAAAACUGAAUCCUCUCCUCCCACUUCCAUCUUACUGAAACGUAAACACACUGUUAUGGCUAGCACUUUCUCCCUCCCUACCUGCGAUACCGUAAGUGAUAGGUGAAAGAUACUUGAAGCAUGGGAAGGUGCUCAAUAAACUCUGCUACCCCCCCACUGUAUAAAUGAACGAGACAGACGUAUGGCUGUUGCAUCCGCAUCUAAUUUGACCCUGAGUCAUGUGUGUUAACAAUUUAUUUGUUGGCUGUGAUCCAAGUAAAGGAACCUCAAAUGCAACUGGACCUAUUCUCUUGUUAUCUUUUGGGAUAAUAUAAAUUUCCUCUGGAUUUGUGGAACACUUUCCCCCUCCGGGGGCCUCAUGCCACUGUGAUCUGAGAGAAAUGUGUUUACCAUUUUAUUCACAUAUAGGAACAUUUGAAUUGACCUUUAGGAAUGAAAACUAACUAAGGAAAUUUAUUUAGAUUCAGAGCUUUUUAAUGUCCCAAUAAUACUUCAGGGUAUUGUUUUUAUUGCUAGAUGCCCUUUUAACUUUUCAGUGGAGAUCUGAUCAGCAUAAACAGGGAUGCUGCCCGGACAGCUGUUGAGCUGCUCAAGUGACUCAAGGAAUCCUGACUUUGAUAGCUGGUUCGCCCAAAUUGCUUUCGACAUUCUGAGUGAAAUCAGAGUAAUUGGAAGAGUUUGAUAGAUGUGUGUUUUUAUUUUAUUAUUGGUAUUUUUUGUUCAUGAAACAUUAAACAGACAGACAAGGUAACCUUUAAAAGGGAAUUUUGCUUAAUCUAGUGUGCAGAUUAAAGGACUGGUUGCUAUUAGAAGAAUUAAGUGCUAGUCUUGUAAAAGAAAAGCUGGAACAAUCACCACUGUCUAAUAGAUUUUGAUGUCGGUAGUGUUCUUAAAACCCUCAAAGGGAGUGUUAAAAGCUGUUGCAUAAUUUGGGACUGAAUAAAUAUCUGUGUAAGAGAGUGGAGAUAUGAACCAAAACAGUGCUAGCAUUUGUUUUUGCAGGUCCUUCCCACCUCCCCCCCCCCCACCCCUAAGCCUGUCAGAUAACUAAUUGAAAAGAGAUUAUUUGGAUUCUUGCUGUUAAAAAUUCAAGUGUCAUUAAUGCAAUGGAACAGGGUGUAUAGAAAGGAGAUGGGCUGUGCUUGUAACGUGCAUCUUUGAGAAUUGUCUCAUAUGUAUAUUGUAAGAGGUCUUGGCCUUUGUGGCUGAAUGAAUGGUUUUCUUUCCACGGUUAAUAAACAAGACAAAGGGGAAAGAGUUUUUUCUUUCUCUUCCUGAACAUUAGAUUUAAGUUGUGAGAACCAACAAAUGCAACAGGAGUUUUGAGGCGAGAUAUAAAGAUGUGCCUAUUUUAGAUAUACCGGUAAGAAAAUCGAGACCUUGACCACAAAAUUAAUUAGCCAAGUUUCAUCCAAAGUGGGGUGAUAGGCACAUAUAUGAACAUAUGCUAAACUAAGCUUACUGGUGCAUGUUCUGUGAAAACAUGUAAACCUCCUCCCUUAUUGAUUAGAUGUAUAUUAAUUAGAGGGACACAGGUGGUGGUGUGGGUUAAACCACAGAGCCUAGGACUUGCUGAUCAGAAAGUCAGCGGUUUGAAUCCCCGCGAUGGGGUGGGCUCCCGUUGCUCGGUCCCUGCUCCUGCCAACCUAGCAGUUCGAAAGCACGUCAAAGUGCAAGUAGAUAAAUAGGUACCGCUCCGGCAGGAAGGUAAAUGGCAUUUCCGUGCACUGCUGUGGUUCUCCAGAAGCAGCUUAGAUAUGCUGGCCACAUGAUCCGGAAGCUGUAUGCCGGCUCCCUUGGCCAAUAAAGCGAGAUGAGCACUGCAACCCCAGAGUCGGCCACAACUGGACCUAAGGGUCAGGGGUCUCUUUACCUUUUAUAUUAAUUAUUGUAUUUGCUGGAUUUCAUCUUGUAAUCAGCCUAGCUAAAUACGUACUACGAAUUAGCUAUGAUGUUUUAUCAUUUCAUAGCUAGAACUGGUUAGUAUUACCGUACUGUUGGGAGUCCUUUGCUUUAUCAUAAUAGAAUUGGCAGGAUAUGAAAUGUGAGUACAGGUAUUGUACUAUAUACCCUGCAAGAAUUUAGUGAGUACUUGCCAAACCAGACAUUCUUUUAAUGAAACCAGUUUUGGGAAAUGAUAGUGCUGUUAUACUCUUGUUGUGGAGAUGAGAAGUGUUCUCGCUAGGUAAUUCAGUUUCUGAGAUAACGCACUAAUUGAAUGAACUGCUGCAGUGCUUGUAUGCAUUGUGUAAUAUGGAAUAGAUGCCGGCUGAAAUGAUAUCAGCAAUAUGCAUAAAGUGAUUUGUUCCAGACCUACACCCAUGACCAAUCCACUGGAAUCACUUAAAAAUAACCCAUGCAAUUUUGCUCUGAUUGGUGUCCCUGGUCUGGGCCAAGAAAAUGAGUUGUUUUUGUACAAUGCAGAACAGGAAAGCUCUCUUUCUCCCAACCCAUCCCAUCCUUUAGCCUAGCUCCUACCCCUUAGCCUGACUGUUUCUCCUCUCACUCCUAGCCUUGCUUUCUUUCCCCUCAGCCUCUCCCCUUCUGCUCUAUCCAAGGACCCAACCUUGCUGUUUCUCUCUUCCUCCUCUACCACCACUUAAACACUGAGGGUUGGACCCAACUAAAUUAUUGCAUGCAUGCAAUGACAUCCCUGGGGACAAUGGUAUUCUCCCCUCUUAACUCCCAGCGCUCCCCCAAAACUUUCUCCCAAGACUUCUGAGCGCAUUUGAGUGUAGUGAAGGGACUGGUGGGGAACUGGAAUGAGAGAACUACCAUUGUGCUGGUGAGAGUUGUUCCACACACACAGUGACUUAACUGGAUCCACACCACAGUCGAUUUCCCUGUGCUCUGCCAUUUCUACCUUUUGUGACUUCUGGAUCCUUUUACACCCAGGACUCCCUGCUAUUAGGUGCCAUGUUUUUUUUUGCCCUGCCCUUUGCUCCACCUGCCCUAGUAGGCAAUUGCUGCCAGUGUUGGCAAGUUUGUUUAAGAAAGCCUAAACACCAUACUCUCGGGGCAUUCACUUGUUCCUUGGCAUCACAUAUAAGCAAGACUCAGUGGCUCCGGCUUGCCCCUGUGACCACAGGUGCCUGGGGCUGUGUGCAGUCACUGGGGUGAGCACACACACCAUGGGGCAUGUCCUAUGUCAUCAUUCCCCCUGGCAUGCGCAUACUACAUCAUCACACCCUCUGGUGAUGCAUGUAGCAGGGUGUCGUGGCGUAGUGUGUGCAUGCCCCGCAGCGUACAUGUGCGGCCAUGCCACACUUUGUGGGUGACUGGCCCUCUCAUUAAAAUGUCAUGGGGAACUGGGGACUGCUGGUACUCAUAACAUCAGCACUCUAGUAGCAUUCUGCUGAUAUGCUAAGGUUGCAUGCACAGGCAAGCACCAGUUGCCCAGUUUUCAAAAUAAUAUGUAAAUACCUCAUAAGUAAGGUUGUUUUUAAGAUACACCCACACCCACCCACAGUUGCACAUGUAAAUUGUUAACAGAACUGUGCAGGAUUGAGAUAGCACAAUGUUAACCCUCCCACUUUGAAAUACACAGUGGUAGCUCAUGCGAAGCUGUAUGAAUUAGUCCCAGUCACACACAGGCAUAAAAGUGGGAUUCGUAAUUUAUAUUAAUCACAAAUGUUUCUCCAAGUUUUAUUAACAUGCAGAUUGGCUGCUAAAGUGCUUUCUGGAAUACACCCUCCCACCCUUCUACAGGAAACAAAACAGUAAUUAUUGGUGCUUAUAUAGAGAUUAACAGUUUCAACAGUUCACCUGAGGGUAAAUGUAGUUUACUAUACAUUUAUUUUAACUCGGUUGCAGUUUAUCACUAUGGGAGUGAUCAGUCAAUUGUUUGACAGAAAUGAAAUGGACACGCAAGAUGACUUAAUUCCUUCUGAGCAGAGAAGCAGGCAAAUUAUGAAAGCAGAGUAAGGCUGAACCAAAACCACAAGCACGUGCCAGGUGAGGCUCCCUGGGGAGAACAUUCCAAAAGUGAGGCACCACAGCUAAGAAGCCUCUCUCCCCCAUUGCCACCCACCUCAAUUCAGACUGCAAAAGUACCUGGUGGAGGAUCUCCAAAGAUUGAACAGAUUGAAUCCACUAGCAGUUCUUCCAUUUUGUCUAGAUUAAGUGCCUCUGUAUUGGCUUCCAGGAUGCAAUUCAGCAUAUAUAUAACCGAUUCCUGUUUGCAGGUGGCUAUGUAUUGGUUUCAGCACUGGCCCAGGGUGUUGUCUCUGAUUACUCCAGUAGCAUCGAUCACACUCACUAUUGAGGGGAGGAUGCGCAAAAUUCCAGUUGAAUCAAACUCUGUAACAAACCCCAGAACUCUUUGAUUUUAGAAAUUAAUCAGUUGGGUCUCCUGUUGGCCUGCAUGCUCUAAACUGAAAGCAGUGUGUAGAAAUGGAAUAGUUAAAGGAAAGGUGGCAGCAGGAUUAGAAAUGGAAAUAUAGGAGACAAGGGAGGAUGGAAACAAUAGGGAGGUUAAAGGGCAAAGAGGCGGCAGGGAAGGAUGGAGAAAAUUAACACAGACCUAAGAAUCAGAUGAGCUGCAUAAGAUUAGCAGGACCAAGAAGAAGACGAAAUAGAGACAGGUGAGCAGGACAAAAUUGAGCGGGACUGUGAGUUGGGUAGUUUAGGGAGUAAGGAGAUCAAGGAAACAAGAGAGCCUUAAUUUAAAAACAGACGUGAACUCACCAGCCAUCUUUGGGUGCAGGUCUAGAGUGCUAGAUUUCAACAUGGUAUCCUCCAGAUGUUAAUGGUCUAGAGCUUGUAUCAAGCCCUAACUAAGCAUGGCCAGUGGUCAGAGACAAGUGAAUUGAUGGUUCCAGCAACAUCAGGAGGGCACCAGAUUUGCUACCCCGAUAUAGCUUCACUUUCUCCCUUCCCCCGGAGCUUUCAUUUAUGAGAAUGUUUUAGAGAACAACUUUACAGCCCCUAGGAAAAACUAUCAGAAGACAUUUAAUAUUCUGUACCUCUGCAACCAAUUCUGUAUGAGCAAUCCAUGAAUAAUGGGACAGAAUGUGUGGAGCUGAUGGGAAUGAUAAGAAAGAAGUCAGAAUGAAUACAGCUGGCCCUAAGAGCAGUGCAGGGCAGGCUGUCGAUAUGACCUUCACACUUUCCAUGUACUCUACAGGCAGAAAUCAAUUUCCCCACAUACAAGCUUCAGAGGUUUAUCUCUAUUGUUCCGUUGGAUUAAAGAAGAGACAUUACUAGUAUGCUUAAUUCUAUUAGGGCGAAUUCACAUUUCCCUCCUCCUCCUCCUGCUCUCAAACAUGUUUUCUGUUUUUAAGACAAUGGAAAAGUUUUGAAAGGGAGAAAGAAGAUGAUCAAAACAAACCCAUAAAGAUCAAAUUGCUUGCUACAGAAGACACAAACAAGAGGUGGGAGGUAGGAAGAAGCUCAUUAUGAAGAGAUUAGAAAAUUAAUUGAUCCGUGUCUUUGACAGUUCCCACUGGACAUCUGAAGAUUCUGCAAAAUGAAAAUGCAGUCUCCAACAUGACAUUCUUCAGUAUUAUUUCAUUUUCCCCCCUUGUCUAGCGACUCCUCUGAAGGAUCAUUACGUUCCAAUUAUUUUCAGCGAAAUGUUUCAGAAGAAAAGGGCAUGAUAAAAAUCUGCCAUGGUGGUGUAGUUCCCUAGAGAAACCUGCUAAGUCUGUUAUCAGGACUGAAAAAGAGAAGAAUCCUGUUCAGCAUAAAACGUAGAAGCCCUGUGAUGGGGAGGUUUCUCUUUCACAGAGCACUUCAAAAUCCAGGGACGAGCUGUAGGUUCUCGAUUGCUAUCAGGCAAUUGAUGAAUUCAGUGAUAGGAAAGUAAGGUCUGUUGAACUGUCUAAUGUGUGCCUAUUUUAAGCACUCUUUUGGGAGAAAGUGUAGGAAUAUAAACUUCAGUUUUAAAUGCCACAGCAUCAUUUUUAGAAACUGUGAAACACAGCAAACCUGUUCCUCUAAAGAUUUUGGUGGACAUCUCAAUAAAUGGGUUCCGGGUUUUUGUUUUGUUUUCAUUAUUUUAACCCUGACUUGGGGUAGUAAUGCUAUUUGAAAAAGAAUAAUAAAUCAGCCAUGUAACUGCAAAGGUGAGAUACAUAAAUAUCCAAUUUUCAGAUCCUCCCCUCCAUUAUAGUGACUUGAAAUAUCUGUGUACCAGAUUAUAAUAUCCUGGUGAUGUUGAAGGAUCUUAACUUGCCUUGGGUGCAGUGCAGACUCUCCAAACGUCCCUAUUUUCCAGGGACAGUCCCAGAUUUACAGAAGAAGGGUAGGGGUCAUGCAGAUAGGGACUGCUUUUGACACUUUAUUUGCAGCAGCUCACAAUGAGUUAUAUAGGACAAAGUAAAUUGGUUUUAAUUUGGGACACAGUUAAAAAGGGCCAAGGCUUGCCGCUUUCCCUAGGAUCCAGAGUCAGGAGGCUCUGGUGGAUGGCUAGCGGCCAUCUAAAUGGUGUUCCCAAAAGCACUCCUUUUUUUAACUCAACAGAAGUGAAUUGAUGCCGUGUGCUCAUACAGGGAGAAAUGAAAUGUUGUCUCUGGGAAUGCAGUACAACAGUGCAAAUGAAAACACAUUUAGGCUGCAUUCACACAUGUUGUUGAAAUGAGGAUUAGUGUUGCAAGAACAAGCCACUGCAAGCUUUGUUCUCACAUGCCUCCCACUUCCUCCAGCACAGCCAUAAUGAGGAGUUUUGGGAGCUUUUCCUUCUAUUUUAGAUUAGCUGAAGCUUGUUGUGAUGUCUGAAUCCAGACAAACGGUGGCUUAGAUAUGGUUUGUUGAUGCAAACCAGCUUCAAACCAUGAGACCUGAAACUGAUUUAUUUCAACAAAAUGUUGUUAAGAUUAACCACAUGUUAGGAUUUGGAUAUAAUGGUAAACUGCAGUUAAUCUGAAAAAGGAAGUGAAAGCUUCAGCCUCUUCCUCAUCGACACACUGGAGGAGAAGUGGAGAUGGAGAUAGCACACAAGCCUAAGACUUAGUAUUAAGUGCAAGUGAGACUUCUGGAAGUCUAGCCGUUCCACCAAUAAUGUGUUCUGGUAGGUAGAGCAUACAGAGAAACAUUGCAUGGCCCUUAGCAGUUCCUGCAAUAAUUGGGCAAUAAUUUCACACACCCAGUGUUGGGCAGUUUGCUAAUAAUAUUUCCGGCCCUUGUAGAUGUGUUAGAUAUGGUUAUCAAUGCAAUUGACAUCCAUUCUAAUAACCCUAUCAGAAAAUAUUCUGUACUAGUUCACCAGGACAGGGAGGUCAGCGUAAUUCCAGAUGAUGGCGAUGGUAUUCCCCAGCCGGCAUUGUGCAAUGAUGAGGGAUUAUGGGGAGUUUCAGCUGAAAAACAUAUUGAAGAGGUACAGGGCUUGGAUAAGUGUUAGUUGCAGAAUGUGCAUACCAUUGUACCUUGCAGCUGUGUGAUCAUUGCCUGUACAUUAUUCUUUUAUUAACUGCUUUGCCAUGCUUGCCUUUUAUGUAAGAUUAAGGCCCCCAUGUGUGGAAAAGAUUUUGAGAAUCAAUUAUGUACAGCCUUGUAUAAGCUAAUUGAAAUACAACACACAUACAUCAAUAACUAAAAAUACCCUCUGCCUUCAAUAGAUUGUGGAUGUACAUUAUGAUCAUUUAUGGCACUACUGCUGGAAACAGCAAUCAUAUGGCAAAUGAUCCCUGCCAGGGCCAUGAUGUUUAGAAGUACUGGAAGAUCAUAAUUUACAAUAUCUGUGAUAAGUGCUUGCAUCUGUUACUUGAAGGGUGGGAAUAUCACUUACCACAGGGAGGCUAUUUUCCAUUGUCUCCAUAUGGUGCCCACUGUGGCCCCGAGUCCUUCAUUCCUGCAUGCCCUCUUUACCUGACUUUUCCCUAGAUGACCUCUCACAGGUACUCUGAUGCUGCGGUUUUUUAUGGCAUGGAAUAGAUGGAUGUUUUUAGCUCACUAAAACACUGUAGUGUAUCUUUGCUCAGUGCAGGUAUGUAUCAUGCUGUGGUCCAAUGAACUCCCAUCCUUACUAUUUCCUCACAGGAUUGGCUCUGCUAAACAGAAAAACUGGCCAACCAUCCCAUGUCGAAGUGGCAUCUUCUGGGUUGCAUGUACUCUGACAAUAAAAUAAAAGUUGGGUUGUAUCCCUUCUUCUCUUCAGUCUGGUAUAGGUUUCCAUGAACAGAAAAGGGAGGGAAGCAAUUUUUGCAAAUUCGUUCUCUCUGGGGCUCUUUGUGCAACCCCUUUUCCCAAAAGAAAACCUGCUUCAGGGACUGGGGAAUAAUUCAGACCACCAUGAGAGGUAGUAUAAGGGGUGCAGAAGAAAGAGAGAAUUCGAGGGAAAACCACAUAUCUACCUGUCACUGGAAACAAGGAGGGAGUGUUCAUGUGCUUGGGUCCUGCUUGUGGGCCACUGGCUUGAUCCUGCAGGUUCUUCUUACAUCCUUUUACAGAAGCUUCCUCAGGGGCACAGUGCCUUCUCUGAACAGAGGGACACAACUGGAUAUAACCCAGAAUUCUGUGCCCAUGCAGUCCAAGUUGUAGGCUGUAAAACUCUCAGUUGUGUUAAGUGAGUAUGAGUUGACUGAUUCCUAUACAGACAUUAAAAAAAAACCUUACUUUACUGUACUACACAAUUAAUCCUGGUCAUUUUGUAUAAAAACUUUUUGACUUGUUAUCAGCCAGUAUAUGAUCUAUAGAACUCGGAGAAAUAUAUGAUAUUAAAGUGAGGAAUAUACGUAUCAGAAUUUUUGAGAGCACUUUUCUUUUCACGGCGACUUUUUUUUUUUUACUAGUUCUUCCAAUUAAAACUUUGGUAGAACUGCUGGGGCUGGAUAAAAUUGUUCUGUGGAUUGUAUCCAACAUACAUACUACAAGUGUUCCAUCUCUGACUUAAAAGAUUUGCAUAUAAAUAAGUAGAACUAGCUAGGUUAUAGAAUGCAGCUUUCCAAGAAUCACUCUGCACUUCAUUUAGCAAUGGUAUUUAUUGUGAGUAAUACCAGUGUUACAACUAUGUCUCCUGCAGUGAAUACACAAAAUCCUUAAACAUCUAUCUGCAUGCACCUAGGAGCCCUGAUUUGGCUUUGGUUCUCCAGUGCACAUAUAUAAAUGCGUCUUAUUCACACAAAAUGCUUGCUGGGGAAUGUACCAAACAUGAUUGCCUGUAGUAAACUUGGCAUCUUGGAAAGUAAAGGUUAAGCCAAUUGUAUUCCACUUUUUCUUUAUCAUCUUUGCUUCUCAGUACAGGAUUGUAGUUACUACUGAGGAGGAGGAGGAGGAGGAGGAGGAGGAGGAGGAGGAGGAAGAGGCAGGGAAGUGGGGAAGAAUGAGGCAGAGCAUACGGCAUGUAAUAUUUCUCUUCCUAUAUUCUUACCCUGCAGAACUCUUCCUUCUCUGUUCCAGAAUAGAAUUCCUGAAUAAUGUUCUGCAUCAGAGAGUUUUCUUUCUCUACUAAGCAACUUCAUCCAAUAUUUGUUUAUUUAUUUAGUUAUUGAACAUUCUGAACUGUCAUUUAUAAAAAAAAAUAUUCCGGGGCAUUUAUAAGCAAUCAGCGAAACACAAUUACAAUUGUAAAAUGUUGUACAAUAAAACAAUCAGAAUUUCCUAAAACACUCGUGAACAUUAGAGCAGUAGCUCCCACACAUCUGGAUCAGAGGAAUUGCUUCCAAGGUUAAAUAUACAAAUUCCAUGAUUAAUUGAUUUUCUCAUUUUAGAAAAUAAAUAAUGAGGCCCAGCCAUUACAUUAAGUUAGGUGUGGGUUUUGCAUCCCCAUGAUUCACUGUAUCAAAAUAGGUCAGUGUUAGGAAAUGGCACUUUAUUAUUUUGCACUGCCAGAUAGUUUGGGCCAGGCAAUAGAUAAAAGUCUUUGGUUAGAUUAAUGACCAAAGUCUUUAAUCUAAAAGUUUAGUUUAAAGCCUGUUUCCUGGUGCUCAUCCAUUAUUAGAUGCCAGUAGCAAUCCUUCUCAACUUCCAUAGGCAGGAUAACUACAUUGUCUUAUGACUGAAUCCACGGCUGUAAAGCAGGAUAAUGAAAAUGUUGCAAAAUAUAUGGAAUUUUCCGGUCUUUGGCUCAGCUGUGGCAGUCGCUCUGCUCACUGCGCUGCAUAGCACACUGGCCAUUUGUUGGCGAGUUCAUAUUUCACAUGGCAGGGAAUUGGGAAGACUAAGCAGACAGGAGAAGAGUUUUAUUUGCAAUAGCCUAUGUAUCCCUAGACUCUGAUUUGACAUUAAACAUCUGCUUCGUGAUCUGUUUCAAGGCCACUUCCCUUCCGCCAACAAAGGUUACGACUUCAGGCAAGCUGUGCUUUCCCUGGCAGGGGGAAAUUUGCCUGAAGUCUUGAUCUAGUCAGAAUUAAAGCACCCUGCCUUCAAAUCCUUUUUCAAUUAUUUUCAAGAGACUGACAGUAAAUGUAUCAAUACGGUACAUUUAAUUGGUAAACAAGGUCACUGCUUUGCUUAAUCCAUUGCUAAAACUUUUGUGACGAAUGUGCAGUGCUGUUGGGGAAAUUAUGAAUGUAGUUCUUAUUUAUAUUUAGGCAAUUGGACUGAUAUCCAUUCUGGUCUCUCAGGGCCUUUUGACAUUACAGAUGAAAACAAAAUAAGCAUGUGUAUUGGUUCUCAGCUGCUUACUUCCAGUUUGUUAAUUUAAUAAAUGUAGACUUGUAUUCAGAUGUUAGUCAACACACAUGCUCAAAGGUGAAAAAUUCAGCUCUUUGAAAUAAUCCAAUACAGCGUCUUUUUUGUGUAUGCAUGAUGGGAGCCUAAUUGCACAUUUCACUUGCAUUACACUAAAUGCACUUUGAGAGUUUGAUAAGGUUUCGUCUGAAGGACUGUCAUCUUGUUUCAUCCUGACAUACACAAAUUAAAUCCUGGUUUCCUGACUUUCAACAAUGGAGCUAUUCUUGACCUUUUAGUAAUGUGGGCUGUAUGUUAUCACCCACAUGAUUUACUGUUUUGGUACAAAGUCUGUAGCGCAUAUGGAUAUUCCUUUUCGUUUUAGAAUAUUUCCUCCAGCUUAAAAAAAGAAGAAGAGAGAAAGUAAUUGAAUAUUUGCAUAUCUCCAAGGAGCCAUGCGGGUUAAACUCCCGUAUUCGUCUUCUGCGGUUCUUAGGCCACUUUGGUUUAAGAAUAAGAGCUAUUGCUUUUAUGAAGUCCCUUUUUCUAUAAAGUCAAAACCUCACAGCGGUGCACAGAAAGCUAGUGGUAUAAAGGAGCUAAGUAGAGUCUUUAAUAGAGAGAGCUAGGUUGUAAGUGUUUUUGUUCCUACAGAGCAGAUAGAUUUAGCUCCAUCUGUUCCAUAUUCAUAACAAAGGAGAUCGCUUACAGGAGGGCUGACUUCCCAAAGUAGCAUAGUAAUAAUCUUUUCCCUUUUUUUCACUUCAGAAUGAAAGGGUAUGGUCACUUGAGUUCUGCAGAAAGAAGUGAGCACUUCAGACGGGCUCUUUUCCUGCAACUCAGUUUUAGGACAAACAUUCUUCCCGACAUGUUUAAAAUAAAAAGCCCUGUAUUCUCCCUGUAGGAAUUCAUUUGCAGAAUUGCUUGAAAAAUGUAGGCACAUUAGAAAGAAACAAAAAGUGAGCGUGGAGAGUUAUAUAGGAAUGUGUACAAGCAGUUCCUGGGUGAUGCCUCUUCUAGUUCUAAUAGUGUGGGUGUGCGCACUUUUACAAAGAAUACACUUUUUAAAAAUCAGGUAGAAAACUGAAGUGGAAAUCUGAGGUUCAUUGAAAAUGUGUGGAAUAUGUCUGCCAGCCUUUAACACUCUUUUAAAAAAAAAGCUAUAGUUGACCUUACAUUUUAUGGAUGCUCAGAUAAGUUGUUUAAUUGUUCUAUAAAACCUAAGGGAUGCCUUUUUGCUCAGACCAUGUGGUGGGCCGGACUAUAUUUGGGGUAAAAAAUGAAUGAAUUCCUAUACUCCACAAAUAACCCAGAGAUGCAUUUUAAAUAAAAGCACACAUUCUACUCAUGUAAAAACAUGCUGAUUCUUGGACUGUUCACGGGCCGGAUUGAGAAGGCAAUUGGGCCGCAUCUGGCCCCUGGGCCUUACGUUGCCUACCCCUGGGUUAGAAUAUGGAGGAGGUAUCUGUCCACCAGGCUCUGCUGUUGGAAAGGUCCCAGCUUAGCUUGCUCAAAGUGUAGUCAUUGAGAAGCUACUGCCGGUGGUAGCAAUGGUAGAGCUGCAAUAUAAGGUAUUGUGGAGCCAGGGUGGAGCAGAGCCAGACAUGAAUCCACUUUACCCUAGGAUUCUCCAUCCCUUUGAGGGGCCCAGUCCAGGCCUCUUAGCUGCACCUGCCAGGGGCUGGCACAGCAACAUAAAAAUAAAAAUUGCUCCCAUCUUCUGCCUUGGUUGAUGCAAGUAGCAGGGUUUGGGAUGCAGUGUCCAACCCACUGUUCCUCUGUACUCUUACCUGGGCUGAGUUAAAUUUGCUCUUUAAGGCUGGCAUUCUGUACACAUGGUUGUAUAGGUCCCAUUGAACUCAGUUGAAUUACUUCUGGGUAGACAUACCGUAUUUUUUGCUCUAGAAGACUCACUUUUUCCCUCCUAAAAAGUAAGGGGAAAUGUGUGUGUGUCUUAUGGAGCAAAUGCAGGCUGCGCAGCUAUCCCAGAAGCCAGAACAGCAAGAGGGAUCGCUGCUUUUGCUGCGCAGCGAUCCCUCUUGUUGUUCUGGCUUCUGAGAUUCUGCAUUUUUUUCUUCUUGUUUUCCUCCUCCAAAAACUAGGUGUGUCUUAUGGUCUGGUGCGUCUUAUAGAGCGAAAAUAUGGUAUGUAGGUUUUCGCAGUAAACUUUUAUUUUCUUAGACAUACUUUAGCUUAAGCACAGAAAUACUCUCCAAAAUGACACUAAUGUGAGUAAACAGAACAAUCAAGGAAACUUGGAACUGUGUCUUGUGAAUGUACAAAUGAAAAAAGAAAGAAAGAAAACCAUUGGCAUUUGUAUUGCAAAUUCAAGUAAGGCAAGCCAAGCAGGAAUGUGAAGACCAAAUUGCUGAGAAUUGGACAAUUUAUUUUUCUUCCCCAAAUAUGUUAAAAGUAGGGUGCUCGCUUCGGCAGCACAUAUACAAAUAUGUUAAAAGCAGGAAGCCAACGAGACAAGCAGUGGACAGUAAUGACAAAGGUGUAAGAGGAACAUUGACGAAGACAAGGAAAUUACACUGAAACUAAAUAAAUCAUCUGCAUUGGCCUUCCCUGAUCAAGAGAUAAGAACAUAUUUAGAAGUUUAGAACCAGUUCGCAAGUUAAGAUUUAAAAAACUGCUAAAGCCAGUGGGCAUGCAAUAGAGUUCUUAAAAAUAUCCAUUGUGGAAGAGUUUUUUAAACUAAAUUUUAUUAGAUAGAUAGAUAGAUAGAUAGAAGACAGACAUACAAUUACCUCUAAAUUUUCCUUCACAACAUGUUUCAAGAAGAGAGCAUCUACCAAGGUAUACACCCAGUUUAAUUUUUAGAGAGCAUUACUUAAUCUGCGUAUGUUAAGCAUAUUGUAGAAAAAGAACUUUUCCGAGGGAAAAUCAGCAUGACUUCAUUAAAGAAGUGCUGUUUGAUAGUGGGACAGACUACCUUAGAAGGUGGUGGACUCCUUCAUUGGAGGUUUUUAAACUGAAGUUAGAAGGCCAUUUGUCAUGGAUUCUUUAGCUGUGAUUCAUGGACUAGAUGACUCUCAAGAGUCCUUUCCAACUCUACAAUUCUAUUCUAAGACGAUUCAUGCGUUGCCAAUUGUUCAGAUUUCUUUGCUAUAUCAACAAUUAUUCAUUUUUUGCCAUUCUAUACUUUCAUUUAGCUUUUCAUAACAUAGAAGAUUAACAGUUGGAUCACAGGAUUGGCGCACCUUCACUACAAGGGAAGUCUGAACUGUUUGUUACCUUUUAGUCUAUAAAGACAGUGACCAGAGGAAAAGGUUCCUUCUCUUCUUAUAAUACUAGAACUUGGGUCACCCAUUGACAUUGAUUGGCUGUACAUUCAGGCAGGCAGUAAAAGUACUUCACACAAAUACAUAAUUUAUGGAAUUUGCUGCCACAAGAAGUAAGUAUGUUCAUUAGCUUAGAUGGCUUUAAAGCAGGAUUUUGACAAAUGCAUGAACAAUAUUUAUUGGGCUAUUAGCUAUUAUGAUUAAGUACCAUCAUAGACUACUGAAUAUGAGUUGCGAAGGCAUAACAGUGAUGAGAGCUAUUGGCUUCAUUCCCUUCUGGUGAGCUUCCUCAAGACAUAUGGCUUGCUGCUAAGAAAAAGGAUUCUGGACUAGAUUGCUCUGAUCCAGCUGAACUUGCACUUACCAUUUCCAGAACUGUUUUGGGGAUAGUGCUAUUUAAAUUAUUCAGGGUUGGAAGAAGUUAAGCUUGCAAAUUAUACCAAAUAAAUCAACUAGAUAUAAGUAGCCUAUUAAACUCUAGAAGAACCUCACAAAAUGGGGUUCCCUCUUGUGAGCUCAAAGUGUGCACAACAUGGGAAAGAGAGAAAGAGAGAUCACUGCCACAUACCCUAGGAUCUGAGUUGUAGUCUCCCUAUGUGAAGUAUAUUGGGUGCUGGGUUGAAAUGUAUCCUAUUGUCAGGGACUGGGCAGAGGAGUAAUGGUGGAGACCCCCUCCUCCCCAGCCUGAACCUUCCAGGGAAGAGAAAGACAGCAUAGAUUUACAACAGUGGUUUGCAGGAAGUCACAGCUCAGAGGUAGAUGAGGGGCAAAGUUGAGAAAUAAUGGAAGAAGAGGAGGGGAAGGCAGAGCCAGAGCAGUUGGCGGCCACAUUAUCACUAGAAAGCAUUCCAGACCCCCCCCCCUUCUCCCAGAACCUGGCGAGCAUUGAAAGUAGAAGAGCAAAGGGCUCAAAGACAAAAGGCCCUAAGCGGCCACCAUAAGGUGGGUGGUGCUGUUGACGAUUGAGGUGAGAUGGGGGGGUGGAGAUUACUCCAAGAGGCUGCAUUUCUUAGCCUCUCUCUGUGAAUAUUGAAUAAAAGACCUUGGUAAGAACUUUCCCUGUCUUAUCUAUUGCCGGCAGCCUACCUUGGGGGGAUUGGAUUCCCUGACACCUAUGAUCUGUCAUGGUAUUGAGGGUCAGCAGUGCAGGAGUAGAAUUGUGCCAGAUUCAAGCUUGUAUAAAGUUGUGUUGUCAAUUGGGUGUAAGUUUAUACAACUCCUGUACAGUGAGUAUAGUGGAAGUGUACAUCCUACUCAUGACUUCAUCUUGUUUUAGCCACUCCAUUGGGAAGUCUGGGCAGCACUCCUGAUAUAUUUGUCAUGGUGGUGCAUCUUCUGUUCCAUUAGCAAAAUGAUGCCAAAUCCUACAACCUGUACACUGGUAUAACACAGCAGUAGGAUUGCUGUUAACUGCUCUGCUUUAACUGAUUAUGCACUUGGUAGUUGUAGAUAUAGGCAAAAUGUUAUCAGAAUUCACCUUGUGAACUAAGAAAUGGUUUCUGAGUUGCUUACAAUUUUAAUCUAUGAAAGUGAAAGUUUAUAAUGGUGGGGAAGCCACUGGUCAUUAUUAUAAUCAAACAAUCAACAGAUUGAGUUAAACAGAAAGCAUUGAUUUAUCAAGUACAGAAAUAUAAUCUUAACCCUAGCAAAUUGCAUGAUAGCACACAUGAUAAGGAUUUGCUGUUACUAAUGUGACAAUGAUAUGUCCAUCAGUUGAUUUAGUCCUAUCUUGUCUAGAGAUGAAAUUAAUUAAAAUUGAGUUAUUAUUUCUUUGGAUUAGCAUUUCAUUUUUAAAAUGAAAAAAAAUGUGUACCUUUAUGCACUGUUAAUAGAUUGAAAUAACUUGACAGUUAUCUAACUACGUUUCUGAUUCUGGGACAUUAUAAGUCACACUGUCAUUGAAAUGUUCCAGUGGAAGUGUAAAAUUAGAGACCUACGUCAUAUAUCCCCUGGGCAUUUAAUUCCUGUAGUAGCUCAACAGUGUGAGUUCUUCCAGUACGCUGAUAAUGUUGCUUGUGAACCAGCCCUUGGAGGUGAGCAAGCCCUCAUCUCCGAGGGCCAAUCACAGAAGUGGGAGCUCAGGAGCCAUUAACACACAUACACAGAAAUACAGUCAGCACACACACAAUUUCCAAAGAAAAGAGUUGCAGUAUGCCCUGUAUACCAACUGGCCCAUGGAAACCAAACCCACUGUUUGGUGGGCUGGGAAGGAGUCAGUAUGUCCCUCCCCAGCACCUACCGGUACUCACCCACAAUAAUUCCAGUAAUGUCCUGCCUGCCAAACACUUGAGGGGAUUCAUCUGUCUCUACACAUGCAAAUCAGCCCCUCAAGUGUUUGAUGGACUGAGAUAGUACAGUUGUGUUGGGGGAUAUAGCUAUGUCCUUCCCCAGUGCAUUCUUUCCAACAUUAUCACCCUGAGGGGGUUCCCAGGGGAUGGGAAUGCAGUGUGGCACCAAUGGUGGGCUACACAAAAGGCUUCCGAGGGCUGCAUUCAAGCCAUGAGAUGCCCACAUGUGCACUAGACAAUCUACCAUUUGUGGGAUCAUCUUAAAGGAUAGUCCUGGUUGCUGGUGGGCCCACAACACAGUUCCCCCCCUCCCUGGUGUGGGGGGAGUGAUGCCCUUUAUGCCAGGGUGGCACCACAAUCACCCCAGGCCUCUUUUGGCCAAUCGUGAUUGAGUGCGGUGAUCGUGGGGGGGGGUAUGAAAGCGGUAGCACGACGUGUGCUGAGCACCUGCUUCGCACUGCCGAACACCCACCCACCCCACCCUCCCUUUUGUUUUAGGUGCCCUCUGGCCUUGCUUUGGUUGGUCGCCUGUCUUGGGACGGGGGGGCGGGUAGGAAUUUUUCCAUUUGGCAGAUUGGCACUGGCCACUUGGUUUUCGCCUACCUCUUAGCAAUCGCUACAACUUCGUAAGGUUUGGCAGUUAGGCAUUGGCUUAUUGAUGUGGGGGGAGGGGAGGUCGGCCAUCACCUGCCCCUCCAUGUUCAAGGGUAUUCCGAUAAAGGAAUCCAGGGCCUGGAUCCUGUCCGAAGUCCGCUUGAGGGGCUAGGGCCAUGCCAGGCCUCUGGGAACACCGAGGAGAGCUGCAGGCGGGUUCCCCCAAUGUGGCUUCCUCUUUGGGUGGUUUACCCUCCCUGACUCCCUGCAAGGUGGGCAGGAGUCAGAUAGAGUCUAUUGCCAAUGCCUAAGCAAAUACCGCUCACAUUUGCUGUAAUCAAUAAAGUUGUGGCCUAAAUUUUGCCCAUUAACCUUAAACCAAAAUCUGUGUCUGUGUGAAUUUAUUUUUUCUGGGGGGCUGGCUUGGGGGCCUUGACACGCAAUACUCAAUUUAUGCUGUUGAUGUGGUAGGGGGGAGGGGAUUGCGCUGCUCCUCUGCCAUGUGAAUUAAGCACCUACCCCAUGGGAUGUAUGAGCUGGGGUAUUUGCUGUCUUUAUGCUCCACCCUUAAGGCAUGUGAGUUCUGUUUUGUGUUUCAUUCUAUGUUCGUGCUGAAACACCAACAAAUGUAUCUUAGGGGACUUUCACCACACCCCUCUUUCAGAAGAGAGGAGGCAGUUUCUCCUCAGGUAUAAGCACUGCAGUGGAACAUAGUUGCAUGGCACAUUUAGUAUCCCCGUAUCAAAGCUAAUGAAGGCAGAUAAAUCAGUUUCCCAUGUGCAUGUGAGUGUUUGUGGGAAGGGUGUUACUGGUUUGUUUGUUUCAUUUAAUUAUGUAUUUUGUGUUCUCAUUUUUAUGUUGUAGACCACCCUGUGAUUUUUGGAUGAAAGGGAGUGCACAUAUUUAAUAAAUUAAUCAUCAUUAUUAGUAGUAGUAAAUGCAUUACUUAUUAAAACAUUUUUUUCAAUUAACAUUGUCAGGCAGAUGUUCUACCAAUGCUUUUGCAUUUUUCUCAGUAGUUGUUAGAGCUGUAUCAUCUGCAGCUGGCAUCCUCCUGUCUCUUGCUUCAAGACAUUCAAAAUCUUCCGCUUUGUCAGUAGCUUGACCCUGUUGAUGAUUAAAUGUAGAGAUAUGGCAGACUAGGUGAGAUCAAAUGUUGCCAGCAAGUUGAGUCACCUCCUACGGCUAUGUAGGAAAGCAAUUUACUCAGGAUGCAUGCUUGAUAAAGCAAGUUUCAAGAAUGAGCAAGUAAUGAAUGUACAAGACUUAAGUCUCUAUGAGCGGUCAGAUUUAGACACAACUGGACAAUUAAUUCUUGGGUUGGAAAUGAGAAUCAAUAUAUGGUGAUCCAGAUAAAUCUUUAAAGCGUGCAGAUUUCUGAGGGAUGGAGCUUUCUUUGUGGGUAGAAAUACUCUGCCUUACGAUUUUUAAUUUUGUAAAAAAUAGUUUCCAUGUACAGAAUUCCUUUUGUAAGUGUAUCAUACUCAUACUUACUUUUUGUUGGUUCAUUAAAUUUCCGUAGACCUUUUCAAUAGUGUCUAUGUAAAUGUGAAACUUUUUUCAGUUUGCAUUGUGAGAAGAAUAUUAAUGCUUAAUACUGCAUUUACCUGGCUAAUCUACAUACAUUUGUGUUGUACUGUAAAUCACACUAAAUCCUACAGGGGAAAGGCUCAGCUCUGCUAACAACUAAUAGGCUCUCUUUUCUUUUGACUCCCACAAAUUGAGAAAUAUUGCCCAUGGCAAACAUAAUGGGAAACUGCAUUUUUAAUGCUCCCACACAAACUCAUUUCUUUACAAAGGAGGAAGCAGAUGGCGCUUCUUAAAAAUGAAACUUCCCAAAUCUCUGGGGCUGACACAGAGUAUUGGAAAUUUUUUGGUGCUUCUGGCUAUCAGAAUUAAGAUUUGAGGGUUAUAUAAGGUUAUGUGGAUCUUGGAUUUGACUAAUGUCAAUGGUAUUGUGCUUGAAAUGGCUAAAGGCAAAUCAUUGCUAUAAAUACUUUUUUCACACACCCCAAAGAGCUUGUCGUUAUAACUUAGGCAGAAAACUGCCUGAACAUCCUUUUCAGACUUGCUUGUAGUGGGAUAGAGUUGGCUCUGUUCUUGUGUUUGCGCCUUCAAAGUUUGCAGACUGACUAGGACCGCUUGACUGGUUUUUGUGACUUCUGGGUAUCUAUUCCAGUCUUGUAGACAGCUAUUUUUUAGAAUGACAAGAGAGAGAAAAAUCUCAUGGUUCAGAUUUCACUCUCCCAGCAUGGAAUGACAUCCUAAUGGAGCUAAUAAUUCUGCAUGGUUAUUUUAAGAUGAAGCAGGUGCUUCUAGGUCAGUUUCACCAUUCAACACGUUGGGUUUACAUCUGGCCUGUGACACUACACCAAACAGGGAAUAAUAGGGAGCCCUUAAGAUUAGCUGUUCAGUAGUGCAAAUUGUUUGCAGCAGAUGUACAAAGAAAAGACAAAAGCAGAAUUCAGUAAGCAAUAUACAGUAAUGAUUAACAACAUAAUGAACAAAUUGAAUUGUCUGUGCCAGUGUUUCACAGAAGAGUAACUUAGUAUGAUCUCUCUUCACGAAACAUUCUUACAAUAGGACCUGGGUAUACAAAAGAGUAAGAAAGUGUUGCUCAAAGUUUCUUGCAAGCAAGUUAUCUUGGAAUGAGGAAACUGCUUAAGCAAAUACAGUAUGUGCUGUUUAAGAGCAGGUGCUGUACUUAUUAUCUUCUAAGCAGAUGCAAGUUAUACAGAGGGGCAGAAAAAUAUCUCUGACUAUCCCUUGACAUCCACUUAUCUUCAUCACUAGCUUUGCUAGUGCCUAAAAGGCCAGAAAGACACUACUUCUAUUUUGUACCUAUGCUAGUUUUACAGAGUUUCAAUAGAGCUGAUUUCCCCCAUCCAGCUUAGUCAAAAGAAAGUCUCCGUUAUUACUCAUUAGGCUUGUCAAAUAUAGCGACUGAUAGUUAAUGUUUUCAGUUGGAGAUAGGCCUGCUGAACUGGAUGAUUCUCUGGGCCCCUUCCAGGUCUACAAUUUUAUUAUUCUAUAUGAACUGUUGUUGUUGUUGUUUAGUCGUUUAGUCGUGUCCGACUCUUCGUGACCCCAUGGACCAGAGCACGCCAGGCACUCCUGUCUUCCACUGCCUCCCGCAGUUUGGUCAGACUCAUGUUUGUAGCUUCAAGAAAACUGUCAACCAUCUCGUCCUCUGUCAUCCCCUUCUUCUUGUGCCCUCCAUCUUUCCCAACAUCAGGGUCUAUUCCAGGGAGUCUUCUCUUCUCAUGAGGUGGCCAAAGUAUUGGAGCCUCAGCUUCAGGAUCUGUCCUUCCAGUGAGCACUCAGGGCUGAUUUCCUUAAGAAUCUAUCUAUCUAGGUUAUCUAGGUCUAUCUAUCUAUCUAGGUUUGCCAUCGCCUUUCUAUAUGAACUAGGGAAGAUUUAAAAAGUAGCUUCGGAAGAACCAGAUAGCCCUUUUCCAGACAAUGGGAACGGAAAUCUUGAUUCACCCUAAAGUUCUUUUUCUUGUUUUCUCUUGUAGAAAAAUGAUUGUUGUAAAAAAAAAAACUUGAGAAAUCAGGAUUUUAGUGUGACUGGGUGUAUGCAGCCCAAGGCAAAAGGUAGCAACAAGAGACAGGAAUUCAUGAAAGGAAUUGAAUGCCAUGCUAAGGCGAUUGAUCCAUUGAUGCAAGCAUGCUGGCUUGCCAGAUGGAUCAAUCCUUCCCUCCUUCCCCCCACAUGUUGUUCCAGGGGUUCUCCUGAGCCCUUGCAAAAUCAAUUGAGAGGGUGACACAGGGAGAAGGGAGGGGGAAAGCCCCAUUGAAAGGGGAAGUUUUUGCACAGGGCUGCUGCUGCUGAAACUCAUUAGUUGAAUCCCCCUGUGUGUUCUUUCUAACUCCAAUUUAAUUUCAUGCAAGAAGUGUAUCCCCCCCCCUUGUAAACAAUAAACAUUUUUCUUGCCAAUGCAAAUGUAAAUAAAGUGCACCAUUAAUAUACCCAUAUUGUGGGUGUGUGCAACAUUGUACUUGAGAAAGUGUGAUUCAGGAAGCACAAUGGGGAAAGGGUGUGGUGUGAUUAAUUGCUUUCUUGCCUGUUGAGGAGAGGGAAUUGGGGGACUUAAAUAGGUAUAUCCAUGUCAAAGAGUCAAAUUAUUGUUAUUUCAAAAAGAAGAAAGAAAGAAAGAAAGAAAGAAAGAAAGAAAGAAAGAAAGAAAGAAAGAAAAAAAGAAAGACUGUUUGCUAUAGUAUUAGCUCCUUGCUUUUAAACUGUUUAUCAAUGCAUGGGCAUUUGAGCCUUGACUGAACAUCUUAAAUCUGCUUUGACUCUGACCAGCCCCAUCCUACCUGAAAUAUCAUGUCUGGUAUUGUAUUGAAUGUAGGUUGUUAGCCUAAGAUCAAUUUGAUGAAAGCUGUUCAGUAACAUAACUGGUUUGCAAUUAACAAAACCUCAGUUCUUUGCAUGAUUUAGGGUUGGCAUUGUGGGAGAGCAGGGCUCUUCUGUGAUAACAGCUGUGUGGCAGGCAGGAGUUCAACAGAUUAAGGCUUUUUAGCAUGGAAAGACAAUUAUGGUGAAAGCUUCCAUUGAUGGCAUUCUGUCUUUUAAGACAUCUGAUUGCUUGUGUGUAGCCACUUUGUAUUUCAUUGUUUCUAAAUUUGCAUAUGUCUUUAAAUUAGCAUGUGCACAUUUAUACUUUAUUUUGAGGGUGAGGUGUCUGGCUAAAUUGACAUGCAGAAGAUCCGUGUUAGCACCCCUGAUUGCAGAUGUACCUUGAAUUCACUAAUCAGUAAGGGUUCAUAGACGGAAUCAGUGCUUGCUCAGGUUCUGAAUACUUAAUAAAGGUAGAGAUCAGUUAAUUUGUCAAGAUACUGUUUUUCUGAUUAGAAAAGUUUAGCAUCUGCUAGUAUUUUGGAAUGUGGAUUAGCAAUGCCUGGUAGUGGUUUAAUUUUUGUGGAUUGCUUAAUGCAUUUUAAAUGCAAUUAUUGUAGCUUUGUUUCAAAGUAAAAGAAGAACAAAGCAAGCAAGAAACUCAAAAUCACCCUGCUCAAGUUACUAAAGAGAUAUCAAUCUUAUUCUUGGUACCUGACAUCAUUCAGAGUGAAAGGGGUCUGCAUUUAUUCUUGGGGAUACACUCUGUGAAAAGUAGUAACAAACAAACAAACAAACAAACAAACAAACAAACACUGAGCUCGUCAGGAGUGUGUGAAUGAAUGCAAAACUAGUAUUUGGGCAUGAAAGAGUAGAACUAUCCCAUGAUAUGCAGAGGCAAAGCUACCAUAUAAGCACUAAUCUGUCAGCAGUUUGUGCAUUUUCUCCCUUUAGUUGUGGUAAAACUGGUUAUAAUCAUAAAGAGAGCAGAUGGAAACGAUUGCCUUUCUGUUUUAUUAGAGGAAAAAAUACACCAGGUAUUUUUUGGCCGUAGGAUAGCAAAAUCCAUGCUGCCUUUAUUUUGCAAAGGCAAAUAAUAGCUUCCAAAGUAAGAGCAUAAAACUGACAUCCUGCCUUUGAGUAUGUAGGCUGUCAUUUGUAAAAAUCAAUUAAAAGUCUGGAUGGAGCAGGAAAUAAUCAAAUACUCAUUUUUGCUUAGGCUAACAGGGCAAGCAAAUUUGCUUGUUAGGUAAGGAAUACAGUAUUCCGAUUUUGUUAAGCAUCCUGUCCUGUCUUGAGAAGGAUUUGUAUAUUCAUCAGGGACCACAGGAAGGACACGGUUUCCUGGAUGCCCCUACAGAGUGCAAUGCAGUGCCCUGUAACACAUCAGUUACUGUAAAUGUCAGUAGAGAGAGGGUUGCUGGUUGUUUUUUUUACCAACUUUGAUUUAGUGAGAGCCUACGGCCAAGCCAGCUGUUAGCACUUCUUAACUGCUUGUCAGUGAGUACCAGGCAGAGCAGGAAAGCAUCAUUGCUGUUCAGUUUUGUUUUGUGAUUAAAAGAGGUAGGCAGGCACUUCUAACAAGUGCUGGCUUACUCUAUUUGAACUGCCACCCCCUCUUUCUCUUGUGUUCCUCCCUUCCCUCCUUGAACUUGCCACUUCCCCCCAGAAAAUAUGCCUUGGAAACAAUGACUCAAAGUCUGAAGGAGCCGGUUCAUAAUUCUUUUACCGUCUACAUCUGCAUAUAUCAAUAAUGAAGAUGCAGUAAAUUAAUGUCUACCUAUAAUCAACUAUACAAAGGAGCAGCAGAUUGAAUAAGGGCAUCAUGCAUGCUCAAUGAAAACAAAAUUAUCAAAGUUAGCAUCUUCUGAGAUCGUGGAAGCACUUGGAAUAUGCUCUGGAACAAGAACACUUGCUUAAUAAAGCCACACGUAUUUUUUUAAGCAAGUCUUCCCAAAGUCCCUAUAAGCCCCACUUACCUUGAGGCUUAGUGUGUUGGUUAUUGGCUGGCUGUGUACACAAACCACUAAUCUCUUUUUGUCAUCGAGCUCCAGUUCAAGUCUGUCACAAAUACUAUCCCUCGGUGCCUUUUACCAGCGCCUUAUCACAAAGGCCUUUUUUUAGCACCAGUCUCGUGGGCGCUGUCUGCCGAACCCUCUCCAAGCCAGCUGUCUAGUACAGGGCAGUUGGAUUCUUUGCAGCAUCCAUAAUCAAACAAAUGGAUUGUUUUCAUAAUACCCACCACCAAGCUCUUCACUCACCUGGGCUUUUCUCCUUUCAUUUACUGCAUUUCUUUACAGCAUUAUAAAAUCAACAGCAGCGGUUAAUUAUGUAGCACAAUCAGUACGACACUUAUCUUCAUCCAGUGUUAUAUCCUCAAAUAAUAAUAUACCUGUUGGUGGACAGACUGACAUCUGGAUGUGCUACAAACCAUGAUUCCAUUUCCCUGUGGUGCAUGGUCAUAUGACUAAAAACGUGCACAUUUGGACCACUCAAUGAGUCGUAUGACCUACCUCAUGCGUUAAUUUAGAGGCAAACCAAUUUCCACAUCAAUGCAUAUAAUUACAGUGGUACCUCGGGUUACACACGCUUCAGGUUACAUAUGCUUCAGGUUACACACUCCACUAAGCCAGAAAUAGUGCUUCAGGUUAAGAACUUUGCUUCAGGAUAAAAACAGAAAUCGGGCUCUGGCGGCGUGGCGGCAGCAGGAGGCCUCAUUAGCUAAAGUGGUGCUUCAGGUUAAGAACAGUUUCAGGUUAAGUACGGACCUCCGGAAUGAAUUAAGUACUUAACCCGAGGUACCACUGUAUUAGCAGUUCAUGAUUCCUGAAAGCAGAUUCGUGAUUUGCUGAAAGCAGGAAUUUCAUAAAUGUAGCAGUUUCCAGUGUUUAAACGACAUCACAUGAUUACCCCCUAGAACCAGUAAUGAAGAAAUGAAACACUUUUAUUGAGGUGAAGAAGGACCACAGUUUUAGUAACUUUAUAAUCAGAAUCUUCAACAGUUAACUGGCUUUUCUUAAUACAGGUGACUCCCCACUUAUGUGGGGGUUACGUUCCAGCCCCCACCCCACAUAAGCAAAAUGAGAGUAAGUGGGGAGCCUACUGCAGUACAUACAGAUUCCAGCCGAACAGCUGUUGAGCGGGGUAGCACAGCAGCAGCAGCAAGAGCUCCCAUGUGCCAUUUUGGAGCCUGGACCUUUGGCUUACUGGCAUCCUGUUCUGACUCUGGGGAAGGUAUCCUUGUGAGCUACAAGGAUUUUCUAGCUCUCUUUAGCCAUUUCAGCUUAGGAUUGAUUGAUUGAUUGAUUGAUUGAUUGAUUGAUUGAUUUCCUGGUGCAACGCGUAUAUGCAGUCGUACGAGAGUUGAUUGCGCACAAGUGGGGCCAGAUGUCUGUACUACAUUCCCAGCCCCAGUGGAAGUAACUAUUUGCUCUGUGGCAACGCACACCAUUUUAGUGCAAGCCUCAGCCCAAAGUUCAGGGCAAGUUCAUCCUGGCUUUUGCAUCUCUUUGCCACAGUGCAGACAUAUUUUACACUUAUUUGGAUCAUGGUGUUUCUUGGAUACAGAGCUCCUGUGACCUGAACUCCAAUCUCAGUGUGUUCCUGCUGUUUGAGGAGAAAUACUUUGUCUAGGUCUCCUUCUCACUGUGGCACCUCUCUCUGGAGGGUCGGAGAACUCCUUGUAACAGUGUGGGAGAGAGCAUGGGGCGGGGGGAAUUCUGGCGGAAGAAGGAGUACAGUGGUACCUUGGGUUACAUAUGCUUCAGGUUACAUACACUUCAGGUUACAGACUCCGCUAACCCAGAAAUAGUACCUCGGGUUAAGAACUUUGCUUCAGGAUGAGAACACAAAGCGUGCUCUGGUGGCACGGUGGUAGUGGGAGGCCCCAUUAGCUAAAGUGGUGCUUCAGGUUAAGAACAGUUUCAGGUUAAGAACAGACCUCUGAAACUAAUUAAUUUCUUAACCCGAGGUACCACUGUAUAUUAAAUUCAGCCAGGAAGAGGCUCCGCUGGAAUAGAUUGCAGUCCCUUCUGUGAAUGGAAGGAGUUCUUCCAUUCAUCCAGCCCCAUACCAGUAGUUCUUGAAAAAUAUACUCAGUAGCAGCAGAAAAAAAUGAUUCCCAUUAGAAUUUUUAAGUCACUGCAGCUUUCAGGUAGUUAUUAUUUAGUAUGUUAGCAUGUGAAAAUGAUUUUCUGCAUCCACCUUACUACAUCAAAAGUGGCCAUGCAGACUGGCUCUUAGAACCAAUUUGUAGAAGCAAGCUGGGUUGUUGUUGUUGUUGCUGCUGCUGCUUCUGCUGUUGCUGUGGUUGUUGUUGUUGGCCUGAGUCUUAUUGGGGUUCAAGGGUAGAGUCUGGUGGGUGGGUUCUGUGGCUUCUUACUUUGCACAGUUGUUAUGCCACUCUUUCUUUUGCAAAAAGAGCAGUGGCGUGGCCUUGAAGCUUCAGUUUAUUGCUAUUCAGACUGCCCCAUAUCAUCUACUUUCUUCCUUUUUUAAUGUGCUGCAGAUGUGUUAUCUUAGGAAAAGAAGAAUGUACUACAUUAUGUCUGUAGGACAAAGAGUAACUAUGCUUCCUCCCCCUUCUCUUCAACAGCAUCUGCAAUCCCUGAUAAUGGGAGGAGGUCCUGUCUAAAGCUGAAAGUCUUUGUACGGCCUGCAAGUAAGUUAUUUAGAUCUUGCUUAGAGGGUGGCUUAAUAGCACAUGCUUUGUUUGGUCUGUUAAACAGCAGUAAAAACUUCUUUUUUUACUCUUGAAUCCUGUGUGGUAUCUGUUCUAUAUAGCGGCUUUUUUGUUUUUGUUUUCACCAUAUCUUUUUUAUCAUUUUUCACAAAGCUUUUACUCUUAUUUGUUUCAAGUACACAGCAGUUGCUAACUUGUUGUUUCUUAGACUGUUGUACAAAAAGACAAUUAUUGUGGCAUUUGGAAGUAUGCCACAACUAAGAGAUACGUACAUAUAAUAGAAAUAGAAAUAGAAAUCACAUAGAGCAACAACAACAACAAAAAGGAAAAUGGGGGAUUUAAGGGUGUCUCACUAACAUAUUUGGCUGUUAUCUCUAUUUUUGUUAUAGACAACUGUAUGAAAACUAUAGGUGUUCAUGACCGUGUUUUCGAUGUUAACGACAAAGUAGAAAAUUCAUUAGAACCAGCAGGUUAGUAUGCUUAGAGAAUCUCUUUUAACAAAUGCCUCUAUCCUCUGGUGCGCCUGCUUCUCUUCCCUUCUUUCUCUCUGCAUAGUUUGCAUGGUAAAAUGACUCUGCUUUUACUCAUUUCCCGCAAUGCUAAUAUUGUUUAUGGUGUUUCUCAUUUGCUAGCGCUAGUAUUCUUGUCCAAUGGAUGGGAGGCAAAGUAUGCUUUUUCCAUGACAAAUUAUUUACUCAAACAUGGCAUCCCAAUUUUUUAAAAAAUAGCAGUUCCUCUGUCCCCAUUCCCACCCCAUUUUUGCAGUAAGUUGCCGCAACACCACAGUAUCCAUUCAGGACAUAAAUAAUUAAGAGAGCAAAUGUGUGUGUGUGUGUGUUUAUAUACUUUCGAUAUUGUUUACAUGUUUACACAUCUAUGUAUUUAGAAGCAUUUAAAGCAGUGGUUUCCCUGCCCACAACAAGCAAUUGACCAUAACAUCAUUGAUAGGUCAGUUGUCCAAUGGGUGGACAGAAUCUUAUAAAUUUAAUAAAGCUACCUUUCCAAAAGUGUCACGUUUUGAUCUAUAUGGUAGAACAAAUAUACAAUAAGUUCUACUGGUUAAAAUCAAAAUUAUUUCAGGCUUUAAAAUGAGAACAAUGGCUGUAUAUCAUUCUGUACCUUUAAACUAAUAGCAUAUGUGAAAGACUUGUCUACAAGUGUUCAUAAAGAUCCUUGAGCAAAUGAGUAUUACUAUUCAGGCUGAUCUCGAUGGGAAUAUAUCUGUAUGCUUUAAAAGACUGCCUGCAGUACAAAUGCUUUCAUAAAUAUGAAUAAGAUAUACAUACACUUGGAAGUUUUGCUCUGUAAAUUUAGAGUGCAAUCUUGUUAAUUAAAUGUUUUUAAAUUUCUUUGAUUCAAUGGGAUUGAGUUAAGCCUAAACAGAACUGUCCCCAUUGAAACCAAUGUACAUAAUUAUAGCUGGAGCUCAUUAAAAUAUGCAUCUCUAUAGAUGUUUUAUGUGUGCAUGGAUUUAUAUAUGCACUCUGCCAACUAAAUAUAUGUAAACUCUUUUUUUCAAAUAAUUACUUGCAAACACAUUUUUUUUGCAAUCCCAUCUGUAAUCAGUUACCUCAACACUAUUUUUUUCAGUUCUCUUUUUAUAGUGAAAAUAUUAAAGAACUUUUGAAAGCUAAACUGUCUACUGAACAUGAACGUGCCUGUGGACAUUGCUUUUACAUGAGAGAUUUUAAUCAUUAUCCAUUAAAUACAGAAUCUUAGAGUGAGCCUAUAUGGCUAGUUGAUAAUUGUAUUUGUAUUCCAGGCUGUGGGGUGGAAAAUUUAUUCUACCAUACUUGAGUAUACUCUUGCCCUGUAAAAGAAACAUAGUCUUAUCCUAAGGAACUAGGAAGUUUUAUUGGUCCCUAUCACAGAUAGUUAAUGAAGAGGCAACUGUUUGCAAGGGACAACUAUUUUGUGCUGUAUGUUCUAUUACUGAUUUGUCUCUAAGAGCCAGUGCAGAUAUAACACACCGGUCACUUAAUCAUUGUUAAGAGAUUAGAAGUGGCCCAUGGAAUUGCACAUUUUCCUUCCAGCCAUUGCUCCUUGCAUGUGAAUUCUCUGUUGUUGUUUUACCACAGUUGAUGCUAACUAGAAUAUCUCUUAACCAUGGUCUGCUAAGCAGCUUCUCCAUGUUUAAAUCUGAUGCUGAAGUCAGCUUUAACCGUGAUUAAAGAAGAAAAUGGAUUUUAUACACAAGAAGGAGUUUGGAAAGGCUUAGGUCUGCAUUGACUCAAGCGCACAAACAGCUCUAUAGUGACACCUAGUAGCAGAGCACGAGCAUUGCAACAGAACUUAUCAAAAAUCACAUUCUUUUGAAAGAUGGCUUUAUAUAUUUCCCAAAAACCUCAAAGGAAAAAUAAUAAUAUAAUCCCCACCCCGCACCACUGUGUCACAUUCCAAAAUUAUUUUAGUAGCUGAAAAGCAUAUUUGCUGAUGCUCUGCGCUUUGGUAAAUUUCCUUUUAAGCUCUGCCCCCUCAAAUUACAACGUAACGAGCUAUGUUCAGUCUGAUCAACAUAUCUACAAAUUAUGUCUCAUUUGUACAAGCUACCACAAGCCUUGAUUGGUAGCAAGCAUUAGGUCCUACAAACCAUGUCCUACUAUGACACCACAGUAAUGUACAUACACAUUUAUCAGUAUUGAAACAUAUAUUAACUUUUUUAAAAGGGUGAAUGAAAAGUUAUUUAUCUUUCACUUUCGAGUGCAUUUUAAGGCUCCAAAUUAUUCAUUGACUGCUGGAUAUCUAACUGCCACACACCUGACAUCACAUAUGAUGUCUGUUGUGUGGCAAGUGGGCAUGGGUUAGGGAAAACAGCCUCACAGGCCAAAUUGGGGCACAUGACAGACCUAAUUUUGCCUGGAGCCCAAUGGUUCUCUACCCCUGUGCUAGCAGAGAGUAGAAAUUCAGUGGGGGGACGGGACUUUUCAGUUGUCUCAAUGACUUCAUAGAGAAGAAUGAGAGAAUCAAGCUCCACCUUCCGUUAUCUGAGCCUUGUUUUUAAUCUGAGUUCUCUACAUUUUCCAUUUUUUCUUAACAGUUUUAAAGUAGCUGAACAUGCAUUUAUCUAUCCUUUCAGCUUUUGAAUAUGAGCUAAUCCAUUGUGAACAAUAGGUAGAACCUAAAAGCUUCAUUACCACCUCAUUCACUCACCAGAGGAGAAAGGACCCCUUGCCAUCAUUAUCCUGACAAAUUUGCCGAAGUCUGUUUAUCAAUGCAGAGUAAUUAUAGUGCAUUUAACUCCUGACACAGGACACAGGUGACAUUGGUUUUCAUCACGCUGGUAUAUCAGGGUGUUGCUGUUGUUUCACUCUUACAGCCAAAACCUUUGUGUUGGCUGGCUACUGUCCACCUUAUAUUUAAAGCAUUUAUUUAAAAAGACUACUACUUGCACUCACAAAUGAGAAUUUAAAUACUUUUAAAAAUGCUUUUAUCCUGUUUUAGAUGUCAUUUUUCCAUAAUGGAAGUUCCUUCGGCUGGAAUUUAUCAACUGUUUGAAACUUAAGCACAUAGGCGGCCCCAGAUGUACUAUGGCAGCUGCUCAAUUGCAAGGCAUUAUGAUUAAGAUACUACGUUAGACACAAAUGUGUUAUAACAAAGCAAAAUCAAACCAGUUCCAACACACACUUCUCAGUAUCGAUAAAGGCAAAAUACUUAUGCAAGAAGUUCAGUUUCCAUAAAAGUCUAGAACAGUUGCGUAUCAUUGUCAGUUUUAUCAGUGAGAAUGUUCCUCUUCUGAGCAUGAAGAUCCUAAAAUGCCUAGGAAUCUGUUUUGCAGAAGAGCAGCGAAACCAUGUUAAUGAGUCAUUAGCGUGUGGUAUCUAAACACAAUGCAAAAUGUUGGUAGAGUGAAGAAGAGUAGGUGGUGCAGGGAGAUGCCUAAAUGAAAAGCACAUUUACGCUGACGCAGAGGCUUCUUUUGCAUGAGAAAGUUUUCAUACAAUCAAAGCCUUCCUCCCACCUUUGAUGACAAGGUAGCUCCACCUCUGCAUCCCUGUUGCCGGUAUAGGGCAACAACAACAACUUUGAAGUUAAUGGAGAAGCCACAUUGCAGCAUGUACAGAGAUCUGGAGCAGGGCCAGCUCCCAUUCACAGAGUAUUUUCACAAGGUUGCCUGAGAAAAUAUUUGAUAUUAAUUCCCAGCUCACUAACAGUUUGCUAUUAACAUGCUGCUUCAUUAACAGGGACAGUCCCACUGAGUUUUGUUGCAUGCUGUCUAAACUGUGUACUAACAUGCUAGUAUUGUAGUGUACAUGUCUGGUUUGUGUGCUCUCCUUUUGUCUUUUACGUUUGGGGUGGGGACAAAGGCAGUUGCCCAGCAGUCAAAUUUUUUCUUUUAUAUUUUCCCCCACCAUUCCUGCAAAGUAACUUAAACAAAAAUUAGUUAAAAUCAGCCCAUUCCAAUUAAAAUAAGAUUUAAAAUGAAUAAAUAAAAAUAAGAGCAGCAGCCAAUUUAAUAACAUCAACCAGUAAUUGUAUACAGCAAUCUUCCAGGAAUUUAAUGCCAACUGAAACUUUGGCAACUGAAAUUUUAUUGCACCCAAAAAAUAACAUUGUAUGGGUUUGAAAUGAACCUAAAAAGCUGGCAGCCACCCACCUGACUUCCAAAGUUGGUUGUUCCCACAGUAAUAGAUAUUACUUGGGCAUCCACCUUGUUUACCUACCCAUCAUUGCUUAAUAAUUGGAAGUACAUCUAAUUUAUGGUUCCAUACACUUUGUACCAUAUCAAAAAUAAGGAGGAAACUGAAUAGUUGAAACUCAUAAUUCACAAAGUAAACAUUUUAAACUUUAUUUCUAGGGCAGUAAUUUCAGAGAGGGUCUACACCAGCAGUUUAAUCAACAAUAACAUGCUACCAUUGUGUUUAAAUUCAUGGUUUAUCUCUGUUUAGCUCUCUAAUAAAUCAUUAAGACAAGAUGGGCAACUUGACUUCAUUCUGCCUCCUAAAAUGUAGGAUGUGGCAGUACAUUGAAGAAGACAUCAUCAGCUCUCAUUCUCUAAUGUGAAUUAGUACUUCUAGGUGCUAGGGGUUUCCUGGAGAAGCUUUGAAGCAGAUAAUCUUGGUGGGCCCAUACAAUAUUAAAAAUGUGAGGGCUCCAAUAAGACCCCAUAAAAGAACAUAAGGACCAGGAUGUUUAAAAGUGAUUCCAUUUGAGUCUGCCCAUUCAUUAAGGUUACCUGGAGAAAAACUAUUCCCCAUCCAACCCAAAUCUGUGUUGCAUUUAGCCAGCAUGCAAGAGAGAACCUUCAAGAUGGCAUCUCUGAGGUUCUGAUACUCUCUAGCAAGAGUGAAUCUGCCUCUUUUCUGCUACCAGUGGGCGAAGACCUCUCUCUUGCAGCUGUCAUUUGACCCACUAAGUUUUUGGUUGUUGUUUUUUAAUAUUCCCAUUGUGGUUUUUGUAAAUUGUUCUUAAUCUUCCCAUUGUGGUUAUUUGUAAAUUGUUUCAUCUGCCAUUCUUAUCUUUGUCUUUUACCUGCCGUUAAUUUUGUAUUUUAUUAUGUUUCUAUUGUCUUGUUUUCAUCUUUUUUAAAACAGAAAAGCAGGGCUUAAAUGUUCGUGAUACAUCAAUAAAUAAACUCAUGCAUUCAGGAUCUGUUUUAUGACUAAAGUGAGAUUUUAAGCAUUGGAGUUGAAACCAGUGCCUUGCUUUUGCUAGCUUAAUUCAGAUGAAUCAACAAAUGAAUGCACUUUGAGUUUUUAAGUAACUUAUGAGCCAGUUCAGAAUGUGUUAAGUAUUUGGGAAAAAAAUUAAAAGUUCUUCUACCAUACUGGGGAUUUUACUCAGGGAUGCAAGUUCAUAAAACUUGCUUUAAAAAUUUAGCCUGAUGUAUCAUAUACAGUAUAGAGACUGUUUCGAAUCUGAACAUUUUUCUGACACCAUAAACUGAUCCAACUAGUAUGUCUGACAUAUUCAAUAAAAAUUAACAUGACUAAUAUUUUCUCUGUUAAGAAUAGCUGAUAUGUACCCUGAAAUUGCAUCUGACUUUUUGUGAUAUCAUUGAGAUGUGUUCAAAAGAGAAAUAGAAUAUUCUGCUCUACCUGUUUCACCACUAAUAGGUCUUGGCUUUCCUCAAAGUUUUAAUGUUGGUUAUUUUUCAUUAGCUGUAAUUCACCAAAAAUUGUAUUAAUUCCAUUCUGGUAUUCAGCAAAAAUCAGUGGUGGAGGUUUUUAUCAGCCCUUUAACAUUUUCCAUUGCAUAUAGUGACCCUGAUAAUGUCAGUAUCACUGUCCAAAUAUUUGACAAUUAAAGCUAUGUUCGUCAGUGAAAACCCAAUUUGAUUUUUUAGACCCACUGAGCUUGUUAAUAAUAAUAAUAAUAAUAAUAAUAAUAAUAAUAAUAAUUUUAUUUAUACCCCCAUCUGGCUGGUUUUCCCCAGCCAUUCUGGGCAGCUCCCAGCAAAAUAGUAAAAACACAAUAAAACAUCAAACUUCACUAACCAGGGCUGCCUUCAGGUGUUGAGUAACGUACAGUGUGUUAAUCUAAAGCUUUCAAAUAGGCAUGCUAUGAUUCUGGAAAAACAAAUUUGCUCAUAACUAUUUAGCAUCAGUAGUUUUAGAAUUAGAAUCACAACUCCAUUAGAGUUAAUAUUACAAACCACAAAUUCAGUACACUUAAAAGUCGCACACACAACUGCAUCCUUUACAGGCCUUUUCUGUUUUUAGUUCUUUUCUAUAUGAAUACUUACAGGGUUAAAAGCUUCAGUGCAAAUAGAAGCUAAUUAGUAUAAAUCAGUCUUGCUCAGUAUCGUCUACACCAGCUUUUCCCAACCUUGGCUCCCCAAUCCUUGGUCCUGCUAGCUAUGGAUGAUGGAAGUUUAAGUCCAACAAUAUCUGGGGACCCAAGGUUGGAAGAGGCUGGUCUACACCAAUUGGCAACAACUGUCCAGGAUUUUAGACAGAAGUCUUUUCUAGUCCUGUCUGGGUUGAACCUGGGACAUAACCCAUGCAAAGCCACAAGCUCAGCCACUGCGCUAUGACACGUCGAUACUUUCACGUAGGCCACCUGACUUGUUCCACUAUUGUGGUACUUAGGAUUUCUCUAACAUGCACCAGUAGUUAUGCACUUCCCAUCUCCUGAGCUUUUUAAAGGGUAAAACUAACAGAAUUGUCAUCUCCACACAAUAAGCCUAGCCUUCCAAUAAAAUGCAGUCUACUAAUUGUGCCGUGGAGAACAAGUGUUGUAUGAAUGGUAACAUACAGUUGAAGCACAUGCUGAUUUGGGGGUAAUGCAACUGGGACAGAGAUAUUAAUGCACAAGACUAUGCCAGGAAUUGAACACAUGCCCGGUAUUUCAGCUAGCAGCUUUUUGCUCACUUUGAUAGAGAGAGAAAUGUUUGUUGAAUGUGCAUCACAUGUGUAUAAAUGAUGGGGUGUUGUGGUUUUUAAAGCCCCACACAGUACAAAAUCUGAUUUUCUGUAUUGUACUGAAAUGCUGGAGCUGUAAUCUCGAGGCUCAUUAAAGAUGCAAUGCUUCAUUAGAAUUUGUGUGUUCUCCCCCCCCCCAUUUGAACAGAUGAUACCGUACAUGAGUCUGCUGAGCCGUCCCGUGGUGAGAACGCAGCACAGAGACCAAGGAUAUCCAGUCGGCUUUUGGCAACCCUCCUGUUCCUCCUGGCAAUGCUUUUGACGUUAUAG